GUCACGUCCAAUACGCUCAACCCGGAAGUGUGUGUUUUACAUCAGCUCUGCUGCAAACCCGGAAAUGCCGGGCAGGCUGUGACAGCUGCUCCUGCUCAAGCUGUGUUUGUUUCUUUUUCACACCCCCCCCAGCUCCAACAUGAUCCCGUUUACCGUCAACAUCAAGCUGUCUACCCGCACGCUGACCGGAGCCCUGACCCAGAAUAACAGGGGGGCGCUGGACUGGUGAGUGGCUGCUGGCAGAGGUCAGAGGUUAAAGGUCAGCCAGGUCAAGGUUGGAUUCAUUUAGUAUGAGCAGAAGCAGAUCUAUGAAUACACAUAGAACAUUGCCUGCAAAAUAUGUAUCCCAGUGUUAGCCAUUGUUUAAAGGGACAGUAUAGUCACCAGGACCACUAUGGCUUAAUGAAGUGGUGCUGGUGUCUAUAGUCAGUCCCUGCAGUGUUAGCAAUGUAAACACUGCCGUUUGAGAGAAAAGGGCAGUGCUUACAUUGCUGCCUAGGAACAUCUCUGGCGGCUGUCACUCAGACGGCCACUAAAUGCACUUUCUGGGUCAGUACUGCACAUUGUCCAGUACUGGCGUUCAGCAUCUCCAUGCUCUUCAUGGAGACACUGAACUUUUCCAUUGAUUCAAUGCAUCGCUAUGAGGAGAUACUGAAAGGUGCAGUUUUGCCAUGCAUGCGCAAUAUCCUCCCAAGAUUGAUUGAUCUCAGCGAUGCGGGGGUGGGGGAAAAGGGGGCGUAAAAUCACCUUUGCCAUACAAUCAGAGAGGGGUCGGUAACCUAAAUAGUUAAACAUAGUGUCAGGAAUACAUGUUUGUAUUCCUGACACUAUAGUGUUCCAUUAAAGACUUUCACCUUUACUGCUUAAAGCUUAGGAACUUCAUAGAAAGGGAGAAAGCCCUAUCAGGAUUAUACUACGUAACUAAGGGAGCCAGAUCCAUCAUGGUUUUCUGGGUAUUUAUAAAUUAUACAUAUGGAUUGGCAACAUAGAAGUGCUGCAAGAGGGAAAUAAAAUCAUUGCUUAUUAAGGAAUAUUAAAGUACAUGAAUGCUACACACUGCAGGACAGCACAUGUAAGUGUUGUGUGCCCAGGAAAACAUAGAGUAUCUGGCAGCCUUAACACGUAAUAUGUGUUUAUAGUACUGGUGGGAGCUACAAGUGUUCUAUGAUGUUGGUUAGUUUUAAAGGGACAUUCUCAAGGCCUCCCAAUGGUCACAGUUUUGGUGUCCUGUCCUGAUUUUUCUGUGUCCUGUAUCCAUGGACACUAGGGAACUCUUCAGCAGCACAGAUGCGCUUGCACUGUGAACGAACACGAGGAUGAUGCAGUAAAUGCUUUGGUAGCACUUUCUGCAUGUUGGGGGCCAGCCAGACAGGUUGUCAGGCAGGUUGCUUGCUUGCUUGCUUCCUUGAUGCCAGGCUGACAAGCCUCUUCAGUGGGUAGGCCUGCCUCUUUUCCAUUGUGUCACUGGUGACACCCUCUCAUGUUUUCCCACCCUGUCCUGAUCUUAUACCUAAGCACCAAAACCACUUUAUGAUAUUAGUGGUGUUGGUAUGACAACUCUUUUUUUUUUUUCUGGCGGUGUAAUCAUUUGCUGUUUAUGAGAAAUGUAUGUAGUGACUCCUAGACAGACGGCAAUUAGACACACUUCCUCAUUGAAGACCUUUUGAUUUUCAAAGGCCUUCACAUUCACUGCCAUCACAAGAAAGUAUGAUGACACAGAAUGCUUCUAAUGCUUCUCAUUGAUUGCUGCUGUCCACACUAUUGACCAACCCCCCAACAUUGGUUGAUGCAAAUAUGGGCGCUGGUUAGUGGGUAAAAGAACACAGGUUAAUGAUAUGGAUCUUAAAACUGGUGUUGAUCUGCCUAAAGAAUAUAACCCAAACUACUCCAGAAAAUGAACAGGCUCAAAUCAGAAUAUUAAGUGCACCUGCGUGCUAUCCCCUCUAGCACAAGAAAGGCAUAGUACAUUGAGAAAGGGCGAUUUAUACCUGAAGCGUUUUGUUUGUCCUUUAUUAAAAAUGGUAGUACUGAGGUGCACUUAAUAUUCUGAUUUCCACUUAUUCUGUGCUUUGAGUAGUCCAACCUCAGUGCUUUUAGAACCAGCUGUAAAUGUGCAGUGUCUAAACCUCUGUGUUUCCAACAAUUGUUGCCCAAAGAAUAGGCAGUUCAAUCAUGUAGGCCGGCCCUCUAAGGACAGACUAGACGAGACUGUUGUUAGCGUGCUUGUGCCCUUAGUACAGCACAAUCACAGCUCUCCAUGCUAUGCUGUUUGUGCCCUCGUAUUCUUCCAAUGUUCCCUUCACCAUUAUUGGUAUAUUUGGUCAAUGCACCUUCAUGACUAUAGGUCUGUGAUGUCAGGUACACUCACAAUACAGUUAUAUUCUGCCAGUUUCCUUCUCAACACAAUAGAUCUGUUUCUCCAGUGUUCCAAUCGCCACUAUAAGCCAUUUUGUUCAGUGAUACGGUCAGUGUUAUACGUGUACUCUGCCAGUAUCUCUCAUUACUACAAGUGUUUUCUUCCAGUGACUUUCUCAUCACUGUUGUCUCACAUUACGAUCUACACCAGGGGUGCCCAAAAGGUAGAUCCCCCCAGAUGUUUUAAAUCUACAGACUCCACGGCGCUUUAUCAAUCUAAAGGCAUUCUAAAGGCAUGCAAAGCAUCAUGGGAGUUGUGGUUCUACAACAUCUGGGGAUCUAUUUUUUUGGGGACCCCUGAUCUACACUAUUCUGCCGGUAUAACACCACUAUAGCAUUCACACCAUGGAUUCUGCUCGGUACUAAUUCCCAGCUUCAAGAGUACCAGAGAAACACCGGCAGAAUGAAUAAACAGGAGGUAAAUUGGGGUUAUAAAGGAGAAAAGCAUCAAUAAGAUGGGAAAUUCACGUACACUUUCAGAAAAAAUUGUAUUUAAGGUAUUGCAUAAAUACCGUAAUACCGUAAAUACCUAAAAUAAAAAUAUUUUCUAAUAUGGACUAAUAAUAUUUAUUUUGCAUUACCUGUUAAACUCUGUUUUGUUUUCAGGGUGACUCACGAAAUGUGGAAUUCAAUGUAAAUUUCAAAUGUAAUAGCUGAAAUGGGAACAUUUUCUAAGUCAGUAAUGCUUUCAGCUCAGCUACUCUGGCCUUAACUUUAAAGUCCCUUUUAAAUUCUCUUUUUAGUAAAUAACCCUGUUUGUUUUCUGCCAAGAGACAGUGCACGACAUGACGUAAUGCACCAGCCAGGGUAACAGCGAGAAUGCCCUUGUGCAGGCAGAAUAGCUGCAUUUAUGUUUUAAAUUGGUCAGUAACCAUUUUACAUCAAGACAAAAAUGGAAGCAUUGGCCUGCAAGCCCUUUGUGAAGGCUAGAGGUGUGAUUAACCAUUUAGUGCUUACUGCAAGGACAUUGAAAUAUUUUUGUCAGUUAUUGGGAUCAUGAGACCUGCUUUGUAGUUGGAAAUGAGGAGCUUGUGAGAAAGAAGUGUUUAUAGUGUGUCUGAAAUUGCUUGUUUGAUUAAGCUGCCCUUUUAGUUAAACCUAAGAAUACAUUACCUUGCAUUCUUAAGCACGAAUCUCCAGAAAAUAAAACAUCACUGACUUUUCCUGUCUAGAAUUGUAAAAUGUGAUCUGCCUUGAUACAGAUUGACUAUCUAUCUCUUCUGCUAUUUAAAAUGGUUUUAACAUUUAGCAGCAAGGCUCUCAAAGCAGUUACUAUGGAGGAAAUGUAUCAAACCGUUGUGAUCAGAAAGACCGUUCAAGUUGUAAAAGGAAUGUUCCUGCUUAUUCCAUUGGUUUCCAUGGCAAUUGCUUAACUAUUCAAACUUUGCACCACAUUUCUGAUCACAACAUUGAUAGACCUCUCUCUGCACUUCAGCGUUUGAAGCUUCAUUGGUAAGUGAUGUAACUAUGAACAGGUAGCGUGGUUGUCUGCCCAUGGGGCACUCAGUUAAUGGAACUGGAAGCCUGUUUGACCCCAGAUUUCCCUUGGUCCACCAUUUGAAGUUAAAUAAAAAUCAUUUAAAUUUCUGCCAGCUAAAAGGUAGUAAAUACGUAUGGGAAAUGUAAUCCAAAAAUAGUUUGAGGACAAAAGUUACACAUUGAUGUUUUGUUGCAUGUUUUAUUUAUAUAGUAUAGAUAUUAUGUACUAUUUCAAGUGGAAUCUUUUUGAAGUAACCUUUUCCUAAAAUGUUGCAAUAAACCGUUUUUUUGUUGUCACUGAUGAAUAUUGGGAUAAGAUAAAGAAAGAUGAGGAUGGCAAAGAGCUAAAACAAAGUCAUCCACACCUUUUGCUCAGAUAUGCACUUGCAUACAUCCCUAUUUUGGAAGGACAGUCCCUAUUUGGGCCCAAAUCCCUCUGUCCCUCUUGUCUAUCGUAAUGUCCCUCUUUUCUCGGAGCUCUGUAUUGUUGGUGUGUCUCACUGUUUUAUUAUUUUCUCUUUCUUUCUAAGAUACGUUGUAUAGAAAGAAAUUGUGCAAAAACGUAUAACAAAAGAAAAGAAACAUGAUUUGGCCCAGGGUCUCCAUGUUGGUUGAUGUACCCCAGGGCUUGACAGAUUGCCUUGGAAUGUAGGAGCCAGCUUUUUUAUAAACUACCAGUUUUUAUUUUUAAUUGCAAAACUACAAUUCUUAAAGGGACCCUAUAGUUACCAGAACCAGUACAGCUUAAUGUAGUGGUUCUGGUGUCUAUAUCCUGUCCCUGCAGGCUUUUUAAUGUAAAUGUUGCCUUUUCAGAGACACCUCUUAUGGCAGUCACUCAGACGGCCACUAGAUGUGAUUUCUAGUCCACCGUAUGCACAGUGUGGUGCACCUACAUACAGUGUUUCAAUGCUCUGCAUGGAGGCAUGGAAUCUUCCCCACAGACAUGCUGAUUGACUCAGCGCUGCAUUUUGCCGUGGAUGCACAAUAGCCUCCCAAUGCUUUCCUAUGGGAAAGCAUUGGCUUGGCUGAGAUCAUCAAGGAUUGUCUCAGCCAUGGAGGUGAGACCAGCCAAGGCGAAAGAGAAUGGAGGGGGGCCAGUAAUCUAAACAGAUACACUCACUGACAGACACACACUUGCAGACUGACACACACUCACAUAUUUUCUCAUACACUCACAAAUUAUUGUUGUUUUUAUUUUUUUUCACUUUCCAUAACUUCUACAUUGGUUGACUUGCCGUAUGCUAUAUCGUCUGAUUAUAUUGUCAGUCCUUCAGUGCUUAUAUCUUGUUUGUCUUGUUUGUGAAACAUUGCAAUAAAAUAUUCAUGUGGAUAAAAAUGUUAGACAGGUUGCAGCGAGUAAACCUGCAAUUGAUGCCGCAAACGAGAGGAGCUUUACUUGCGCUGUUGUCACAGACAGCAGUUAUUCUAAUACGUAAAUAGGUAGAAACAAGACAAUUCCUUUUUUUAAAAUACAAGGCUUUUUAUUAAACCGGCAAUUGUGGAGAGUUGAGAAUCAUGGCAAUUGGCAGCCACACUGCAAAAUACUUGCAUUGGAAUAUUUUCCAAUCAUAUACUUUGAUAUAAUUAGCUAUUAUCCCAAACUCCCUGUUUAUUAGAUAACCCCAUUUAUACCAAACACAAAAGAGGGAGCCAGAGCGUACAUAAUUCUGAAAGAUUUAAUUCUAAAAUUGUAAAGCUCUGCAAAAUAUUUUCGUGCUAAAUAAAUGCUGAUAAUAGUAAUAAUUUAACUUUUAUCACAUAUUUUAACUUUUCUUCUUAUUUUCCUUCCCAGGGGCUGCCAAGGGCUUAUUGCAUAUGGAUGUCACUCUCUGGUCCUUGUUGUAGACCCUAGUUCUGCCCAGACCCUUCAGGUCUUGGAGAAGCACAAAGCCAAUGUGGUCAAGGUAAGUACCCUUGUUCUAUUGGAUGUGAUUACCCUGUUCUGCAAAGCCUGUAUGAGGAAUUUAAUUUUAACAGCCCCACUUCUGCUCUGCAGCAGAACAUAAAACCAUCUGCCUGUGAUAGCUGCACGCUGUCCCUGUAGUCCAUCUUCUUGUUGUGUGUGUGAGGCUGAUGGAGUGUUUUAUUUCGUCUUUGCUCAACGCACGAGAAUGUUGUGAGGAUGGCUAAACGUUUCAUCUUCUGUUUUCAGUUUUGCUGUUUGAGGGUAGUGUACAAAAGAUACAACUUCUUCCUUUCACUCUGUGACCCUGGGGGUUUUAGAUGUAGAUUCAGUGAGCCGAGGCUUUUCUCCACAUUCUGAACUCGCUUUGUUUAAAUCUAAUUAGUAUGCUGCUGACAGGCACAUUUUUCCUCCAAAAGAGAUCUCCACAAACUCAAAGUAAACCAAAAAGAGGAACAUUUUUUCCCCUAUUACCUUUCUUAUUCUUUCUAAAUCUGACACUUCUAACCUUUUGUAAAAUAAUAUUUUAAAGGGAAGCGUAAAGUUAGGCUUAAGUCUGUCACUGUGUGAUGUCAAGUGUCCCAGUGACAUUUCUUGAUCUAUAGACUUUUUUCUUAACGCGACAGGUUGUCUUUAAAUCAGAAUUGUUACUUCAGAGGUAAAAAAAAGGAACAUUAAAGGUUAGCUAUUAUAACUAUGCUUUAAGCAUCUCAGAUCCUCCCCCCUUCUCCUCUUACUGCAUCAGAACUUGUGUUGCAUUUCGAAAUUAAAAUAACUAUCAUUAGAGCAUCCUUCCCUACCCAGGAUCCACCUCCAUCAACUCCAGCACCCUGUCUUCCUUUGCCAAGAUAUCUGGUAAUGACCUCCUCAUAAUCAUCAAAUAAGCCAAACUUGCCACCUCCUCAACUGAUCCUAUAUUGCACUCUCUCUUGGCUCCCCUUCUCCUGAUCAUGAAUGUUAGUUCAUUAACCUAUCUGCCGCAAUACAGAUUGACUAUCUGUCUCUUCUGCUAUUUAAAAUGGUUUUAACGUUUAGCAGCAAGUCUCUCAAAGCAGUUACUAUGGAGGAAGUGUAUCAAACCGUUGUGAUCAGAAAGACCGUUCAAGUUGUAAAAGGAAUGUUCCUGCUUAUUCCAUUGGUUUCCAUGGCAAUUGCUCAACUAUUCAAACUUUGCACCACAUUUCUGAUCACAACAUUGAUAGACCUCUCUCUGCACUUCAGCGUUUGAAGCUUCAUUGGUAAGUGAUGUAACUAUGAACAGGUAGCUUGGUUCUCUGCCCAUGGGGCACUCAGUUUAUGGAACUGGAAGCCUGUUUGACCCCAGAUUUCCCUUGGUCCACCAUUUGAAGUUAAAUAAAAAUCCAUUUAAUGUUCUGCCACCUGAAAGGUAGUAUAUAUGGGAAAUGUAAUCCAAAAAUAGUUUGAGGACAAAAGUUACACAUUGAUGUUUUUUGUUGCAUGUUUUAUUUAUAUAGUAUAGAUAUUAUGUACUAUUUCAAAACCCUGCCAGGUUUUGACCGUUGUCCCUUCUCUCUUGCUUCUCUAGCCACCCAAUCUGGGUUCUGGUCUGCCCACUCGACUGAAACAGCUCUCCUCUCUGUCUAUAACUUCCUCACAGAAGUACAACAUUCUAAAUCAGUGGUAGGCAACCUUGUACACUCCAGAUGUGAUGGAUUAUAUCUCCCCUGAUGUUUUGCCAGUAUUAUGACUGUACAAGCAUUAUGGGAGAUGUAGUUCACAGCAUCUGGAUUGCCAACGGUUGCCUAACCCUGGUCUAAUCUCUUGUCCAUCUUCAUCCUUGAUUUAUCCACUGCAAUUGACACUGCUCACCGGUCACCUCUUCUGCUUCCUUUUACUUGGUCUUCCACAACGCUCCAUUAUGCCGUUUCAACAUAUCUAACAUGCUACUACGAGCAGACUUCUUAACGUGUCCCAUUCUUCUUGUGCCUAAGCCCUUCUUUAGAACUUAACUGGCUUCCGGUAUGGCAGAAUCUCUCUUCAAAUGCCUUACUCUCGUGUUGAAAUCCCUGUGUUCUUUUUCUCCUCACUACUUUCCUGCUACACCCGUCCUCCCCGCACCUUCUACUCUACAACUCUUACCUGACUCCUGUACCAGUAAGCUCCCUUGUGAUACAGCUCCUUUUCUUAAUUAACUGGUUUUGGUGUAUAGAUCAUGCCCCUUCAGUCUCACUGCUUAAUUCUCUACCAUUAAAGAGUUAACUAAUUUGUUUUUGCAAUCCUAGCUACACCUCCCAAGUCUGAGGCUCAUGUAGCCUUUCUGACACACUUCCUGAUAAAGAGUUGAAAUAUUUUAUCUCCCUUAUCAUAGAGUCCUAACCUCAGCAUCCGAGGAAAGGGAUUUAGGGGUGAUUAUUUCUGAUGACUUAAAGGUAGGCACACAAUGUAAUAGAGCAGCAGGAAAUGCUAGCAGAAUGCUUGCUUGUAUAGGGAGAGGUAUUAGCAGUAGAAAGAGGAAAGUGCUCAUGCCAUUGUACAGAACAUUGGUGAGACCUCACUUGGAGUAUUGUACGCAAUACUGGAGAACGUAUCUCCAGAAGGAUAUUGGUACUUCAGAGAGAGUUCAGAGAAGGGCUACUAAACUGGUUCAUGGAUUGCAGGAUAACACAAGGAAAGUUUAAAGGAUCUUAACAUGUAUAGCUUGGAGGAAAGACGAGACAGGGGGUAUAUGAUAGAAACAUUUAAAUACAUAAAGGAAAUCAAUACAAUAAAGGAGGAGACUAUAUUUAAAAAAGAAGAAAAACUACCACAACAAGAGGACAUAGUCUUAAAUUGAGGGGCAAAGGUUUAACAAUAUCAGGAAGUAUUACUUUACUGAGAGGGUAGUAGAUGCAUGGAAUAGCCUUCCAGCUUAAGUGGUAGAGUUUAACACAGUAAAAGAGUUUAAGCAUGCGUGGGAUAGGCAUAAGGCUAUCCUAACUAUAAGAUAAGGCUAGGGGCUAAUGAUAGUAUUUUUAAAAAUUGGGCAGACGAGAUGGGCCGAAUGGUUCUUAUCUGCCAUCACAUUCUAUGUUUAUUGCACAGUGUCUUUAAUUUAGAAAGCCUCCGUGUUUGAUUAAAGGGACACUAUAGUCACCUAAACAACUUUAGCUUAAUGAAGCAGUUUUGGUGUGUAGAUCAUGCCUCUCAGGUUUCAGUGCUCAAUCCACUACCAUUUAGGAGUUAAAUCACUUUGUUUCUGUUUAUAAAGUGCUUGCUACACCUUCCCUGGCUCUGAUUGACAUGACCUGCAUGAAAAAAAAUCAACAAAAACUGGUUUCACUUUCAAUCAGAUGUAAUUUACCUUAAACAAUUUUAUCUCUUGCUCUGUAAAUGUAACUUUAAUCACAUACAGGAGGCUCUUGCAGGGUCUAGCAAGCUAUUAACAUAGCAGGAGAAUCUAAAUUAAACAGAGCUUGCAAUAAAGGAAAGAUAAAAAUUAGAUGACUCUUUACAGGAAGUGUUUAGGAAGGCUGUGCAAGUCACAUGCAGGGAGGUGUGACUAGGGUUCAUAAACAAAGUGAUUUAACUCCCAAAUGGCAGAUAAUUGAGCACUGAGACUGCAGUGGCAUGAUCUAUACACCAAAACUGUUUCAUUAAGCUAAAGUUGUUUUGGUGACUAUAGUGUCCCUUUAAAGGGACACUUUAAUGAUUAACUCAAGAACCUCUAAGGAAACACACUGUACUGUAAAUAAUAACUCCUUUUUCAUGGAGGCUGUGUGAGUUACAGCCAGAUGAAGGUGUGGGUAGGGCAGCAUAAAUAGUGAUUAAACUCCUAAGUGGCACAGAAUUGAGUAGUUAUAUUGGUGUCUAUGGUAUAUCUUUAACAUAACUAAUAUUUCUAAAUCUGUUAUUCUGUUAAAAAAAAAAAAAAAAAAGAUAAACUGACUUGUGCAACUUCUUCUGUCUUCAUUUUUUUACUGUUGUCAUUUGGACAUGUUGACUUGCAUAGUUUUGAACUGAUUGUACCAGACUGCCAGGAAUCACAAUGCAGUUUCCAAAGCUCUAGCACAGGGAGCACAUACCUGGAACUUCAACUAUUAAUAGGAAGAUAAUAUCUAGAAUUGUCUUGAUAACCUGGUUCUAGAGUCUGAGUUGCUAGCAAUGAGAUGAACAGCAAUAUAGUUAAACACUCUGAUUUCUUUCCACAGGUAAAAUGGGCCAGAGAGAAUUAUCACCACAACCUGGGCUCCCCGUAUGCCCUGCGUUUGGCAUCAGCUGAUUCCAGUGGGAAGAUUGUUGUGUGGGAUGUGAUGUCAGGCACAACAAGAUGUGAAAUACAAGAACACUCAAAGCCCAUCCAUGGUAAGGAGCAACCAGGCACCUGAGAUGUUUGUGUUUGUGGGGGUGUUAUAUAUUAUUAUUAUUAUUAGUAGUAGUAGUAGUAGUAUUUAUAUAGUGCCAAACUAAUUCCACAGCACUUUACAAUGUUAUAAAAGGGAGGGAAAUUUACAAUACAUGAGACAAUUACACAAUGACACAGGAACAAUAGGUAGAUGAGGACCUUGCUCAAACGAGCUUACAGUCUAGAUAAGGUGGGGUACAAAUACACAACAAGGCAGCAAGGGUGACAGCCACCAAACAAGGUGGAAGAGUAGCAUAACUGGAGGAGAGAGUGGAGUAUGGCUCUUUAGGAGAGCAAGAGACAGACUUGGGUAAGUAUAGAUAAGUUACUCUGGGAGUCCAUAAGCAUUUCUGAACAGAUGUUUUGAGGCACUUCUUAAACAGUUGAAGACUAGGGGAGAGUCUGAUGGCGGUAGGCAGGCUGUUCCAAAGGAAGGGAACCACCUGUGAGAAGUCCUGCAAGUUUAGCAGUAAGGUUGCGAGCAGCGGACAGGAGAAGAUCACCGGCAGAACGGAGAGACCGAGAAGGGGCAUAUAUACGAAUCAGUGAAGAAAUGUAAGAGGGGCUAGAGUUGGUUAGAGCUUUAUAGGUAAGGGUUAGUAUUUUGAAUUAACACCUAUAUGAUACAGGGAGCCAGUGUAAUGAUUGACAGAGUGGUGAGGUAUGGGAGGAACGAAGGGUGGCAAAGAUCAGCCUGGCAGUAGCAUUCAUUGCCAAUUGUAGCGGGGCAGUUUGGCUUUUGGGGAGACCAACUAGGAGAAAAUUACAGUAAUAAAUGCGAGAGAUUACCAGAGCAUGAACAAGCUCCUUGGCAGCAUCUUGCGUGAGAAAGGGGCAGAUGCGGGCAAUAUUUUUAAGGUGGAAUUGACACCUUACAAUUGUAAGCUACAUAUUAAACGUCACUUUACACUUUUUCUGUAGAUAUGCAGUGGCUCUGGAGUCAAGACGCGUCUCGUGACCUGUUGCUGGCCGUGCACCCUCCCAACCUCAUUGUGCUUUGGAAUGCAGACACUGGCACCAAAUUGUGGAAAAAAAGCUACGCGGAAAACAUUCUGAGUUUUUCCUUCAACCCUUUUCAGCCCUCGCAACUUGCAUGUGAGUGUCAGAAACCCAUAAAGGGGUAUUAAUGAUCACACUAAUAUUAGCCCUUUAUAAAACCACAGUAAAUCCUCAUCUUGAAUAUGUGGUGCAAGUUUGGGGCUAGUUUGAAAUCUAGAUAUUAAAAGUGCAGGCUUCAAAUGAACAAGGGGGAUGAAAGGUUUCCGCUAAUAAGGCUAGUUAAAAGGGUAUAUCGUAGACUUGUACAUAUAUUGUAAAUACAGGGUCAGUACAAACCGCUCUCUAGUAACCUGUUAAUUAGAAUGUCUGUACAAAUCCGAAGUAAUUGUUUGUGACUUUUUUAUUUAUUUUGUGCUUGAGGAAAGGGGGUUUCGUCUAGAGGAAAUGUUUUGAUACUGUAAGAACAAUAAAUAUGUGGAAUUCUUUACCUAAAGUGUUUGCUUUGUGGGGUGCUAUACAGAUUGGGGGAAAAUAUAUGGGUUUUUAUUAGUUUGUUUUUUAAAAUAAUAUUCAACAAUAUACUAGUUGAUGUUUUGGGUAACAGCUUAUUGAUCCUGGGAGAUGUCUGGUUGCUCUAUUAGAUAUGGUAGAACUGGGUCUUUCACCUUCUUUUCAUUCAGCCACAGAUUUUUUUUUUGUAAAUCUACUUUACUUUGUGACAUAGAUCUCUUGUCACUGUACACGUGUGAAGUGGUUAUAUGAUUAAUUAAAUCCGUGAUACCUAACCCAGUUCUCUAGGGAGCUUACAGUCCUGGUUAGAAACAGAAUUAGGAAAUCUCUAAAUUCAAUCUGACUAUUGGUGCCCUUUAUUCUGUUGGAAAACCACUGGUUUUAGAGAUUUAACAGAAAAUUUGUUUCACAAUGUCUUCUUUUUGCAAUCUCUUUUCAUAGUGCUCACCAGUGAGGGCAUUGUGUUUGUCUCUGACUUUUCCCCAUCCAAACCACCCACUAGCACAGGACGGAAGGUGUAUAUCUCCAGCCCUCAUGCCAGCCCUAUUCAUACCAAACCUGCUACUGCAACCGGUGCCAAGAAGGCUCUCAACAAAGUUAAGAUUCUUAUCACCAACGAGAAGCCCAGGUGAGUGUUUAGAACAGGUAACCAUGCGUAUACACGCAUAUUAUAAUUUAUUAUAAGAUUCCGUAGCAGGAAUGUGGCAUAAUGCAACAACCUCACAGAUCGGUUUUGUUUUAUGGUAAUGUUCUAUGUCAGAAACCAUUUGACAGUACUGAAGAACACACGUCUGGCAGUCCAAAAGUUCUUUACUUUAGCAAUAACAUGGCUUGGCAACAAUAUUCCUAAAAAAAUAUGUUCUAUGUUCUUGCACUGUUGAGUGAUUAUUAUUUUUAUUUUAUUUUUUUUAAAGGAAUACUUAAAAAAAAUUUUAUUUCUUAGAGGUUGGUUCGUUCAUUUUUCUUGUUUAAAUUCAGCCAUGCCCAAAUCCCGACCCUUUCCCUCUGCACACACACACUUUCAUUUAAAAAUACUUGACCUUUUUUACAUUCUUCUUUGCUCUGUCCCUGAGAACAUACUGGUGAAGCAUUGAGGACCUUGGGCACAUUUAUGGCAGUUGCCACUUUAUGCCAAUACAAUGCUUCUCUAUGAAACGCGCUCACUACGGUUUGCAUGCAGCGAGUGUGAGGAUAGAAAAGCUUUUAUAAAAUGAAAUAAGAUGAUGGAUAGCAAGUUUACUCUUAAAGCACUUGAGCUAGCUGGACUGACUCUUAAUUAUUUUAACCGGAAUUAAACCAGCGGUGAAUAUCUAUGCUGUCUUUGCCAUCUACAAGCUUCUACUGCUCUAUAAUUAUGAUACCAAGAAAUUUUUAUGAUAUUGAGCCAUAAACAACAUUACUAAUGAUACCGGAGAGUGCAACUCAACUGUUCAUGGUACACCGGUAUCUGCCCCAUCUCGAAACCUUCCACUUGUACAUGAGACACAUUUGUACUUUUUGAUAAACCCAGAUUAAGUUGCUGAGUCUUAUUUUUUUUUUUAGGAUCUCAUUCUUGCCUUUUUUCACUAUAUUGCAUGGUAAUGCAUUAUAUAUUGAGAGCUAGAAGGGCCUGUUAAGGUGUACGCUUCUUUGUGAUCAGAUUCUAAUACUGUUUGUUUACUUUCUUGCAGUGCGGAGGCUGUGACCCUUAAUGAAUGCUUGCAGCUCUCUUACAUGCCUUCGAAGCGAAACCACAUGCUACUUCUUUACCCACGAGAGAUCCUGAUCUUGGACCUGGAGGUCAAUCAGACUGUUGGAGUUGUAGCCAUCGAAAGGACAGGUGUCCCUUUCUUGCAGGUAGAAACACUUUCAUGUACAUUUGUCAGUACCAAGACAUUAUAUAAAUUAAGGAGGGCAUUUCUUUAAAAAAGGCACUGCAUUAGAGGAUUUGCAGGAUUGACCGGGAGUACAUGAUUCACAGGAUGUUAAUAUAAUUUUUCAUUGCUGGGGGUGGUGAGAACCUUAAUGUCUGUUAUUUACCACCAGUGUGCAUGUGGCAAAUACAGUUCCUUUAAACACUACUCAUUGUGCAAGAAUAGAAAGUUAUGUCAGAUUCACGGGGGUUCAAAGUCAUGGUCAGCUUCUAAAUAACUCUCAUUGAUAUUUCUCUAGAAGCAUAAAGGUGUAUGUACCUAAUUCAAUCACAGUCUUUAGAUCUUUUCAGACCAUUUUGUAUAUGUUGCCAAACAAAAACAUGCUGUACCUAUCGUGUUAAGUUCUGCAGUCUACCUCCACACACACACACAGACCCGUAUUGAUGUCUAGAAAUAUAGCUAAGAUGUUCUGCAAUUAAUCCUACUGAGAUAUAUCGGUAUCUCAGGAUAAAGAUUUUUCAGAAAUGCUUAGUCUGCUCAAACAGGAUUUCUGAUGUUAAACUUUGCAUUGGAUUGUGAGAUCCUGGACAUCAUAAAAGACUUGCAUGGUGUUGUCCUACCUUCUAGUCUCGAGCUUUCAUUGGGUAGCAGUGUCCAGAGAUGGAGUUAAUUUCUAGGUGUAGAUUCAAGCACCCUGCCACCUUUUAACACUAAAUACUACUGCCUGUCAUAGUAGAGAGUUGAAUUUUCAGCCAACUUGACAGCAAACUCUGUAGUUGCUUGAUCCUAGAGGGUUCAGGUGAACUUUUCAUUUUCAACUUAUAUUCAAUAUAUAUACAUGCCCAUAGCACGAAGCAGUCCAAGGAACUCACUUUAGUGAUUACCAAGUUGAGAAUUGUCACCAUGUCGUGCAACUAUCAUUAUAAAGUCAUGAUCUGGGGUUUACGUGACUAGUCUCCAUUAGUGUUUUAAUGGCUGUUACUUGAAUGUCUCUGCUCUAUUACUACCCAGGUGACCCCAUGCUUUCAGAGGGAUGUGCUUUUCUGUCUCCAUGAGAAUGGCUGCAUUUCUAUGCGUGUUGGUAGGCAAACUUGUGGAAGUUCAGGGGCCCCAAACGAGGAGACGGGUAAGGCUGUUAAUAUAUCUGCUACUGGUAAACCAUUAUACCAAAGGUCACAAAAUGGUACUAUUGUUUAUAAAGUGUUGCAGAGUUGAUCUGCAACUGUUAUGAAAAAAUUUGUAAAGUACAUGUACUAUUGUUAUUUAACAUUAGAAGCAAUACAAAGUAUAUAGAGAGAAUCUACUGUCAAUUUACCAACAAGGAUAUACACUAAGGGGAGAAUUCUACGUGAAUUCAAAUUUAAGGUCAAAUAGAUUAAAUGGAACCAUAGUCUCACGGGAUUCUACAGAGACAUCAAUGUUGUGCUCUGGGUCAUGUCGUGGGGCCAUGGCAGAUCAGACACCAGGAACUGAAGAUAGUCCAGUGGGUGCAGAUGGCAGCGGUUGCGAGGGCCAGCUUCAGGUAAGUAAAACUUACCCUUCUCUGCACCCCAUGGCCAAUGGACACCGAGUGAUGAAGUCACCAUCGGGGAUCUUUGCAAAUUAUGUGAAGACACCAGAAGAAGAGUAGAAAGAGCUGCUUUACAUUUUAAAUUCACUUUGAAAUACUAUCAUUUCUCACUUUAGUUAAUAACCUUGCAUGAGUUUCAUUAUAGAUCCAUCUACUUUCACUAUGUCAGAUGUUACUAGGCAGAUCCAUUACCAGUAUACCUGGUGUAGACCUACUUUUCUGAUACUGGAUCUACCUUUGUAGCGAUAUGAUAAAGCAUACCUAUUACAGUUAUUCUAGAUAUAUAAAAGUAGAUCAAUUAUUGUUAAAUCAAGUAGAACUACCAGUGCCCUAAUAAAGGGCUUCCUAAACAAUGAUUUGUAAGACCAGGGCUAGAGAUGAGCCAAAUCAGUCUAGCUAGAAUAAAUUGGUCAACUAAACUAACGGAACGCCACAAAACAGGCACUUUACACAUUUUGUUUUGUAGGCAAUUCUUCGAUUCACAAAUUGUCCAAUGAGUCUCUUUAAUUUGAGUGACCCUCUUGCCAUGACUUGAGUUUGUGAAUAAACGUAUGAUUCUUUAAUAACAGAGGGAUCUGGCUACUUUUCUGAUUCUUGGAUUUAUACCAACUGUUACAAAGUAACUCUGCUGACGUUAGACCAAGUGUUACGAAGUCUAUACCCUGACCAACUCUGCAAAGUGGAACGUUCUCCCCCACUGUUUACUAUUACUGCUAUGUGACUGGCAAUCAGCUGUUUGGCAUCAAGAUUAAUUGUCUACCCUAAUACCAUUACUUGCAAUGCUUUAAAACCAUGGCAACUAAGACAGCCAUCUGAAAAUCUGCAAAAUUGUCUAAAAAGAAAGGGCAUCCGCAUUAAUUUUAUACAGUGGAACAGCUGUUGGGGUGUCAGACACCGGCAUGGAAUGCGUUGAGCACAAAUGGUUUCUAUGCAGAAUUAAUGAACAAACUGGGUACCCUGCAGAUCAUGGUCUCAUUCGCAACACUACAUCUGCAGAUUCUGAAAUACCAGUAUCCUCCCUGGAGAUUAAAAAUGUUCUUCACCUAAUCCUGAGUUCACAAAUCAUUUCGAUCUUGGGAAUUUUUUUGUUUUAGCAUUUCAUACAGGGUGACGAAUCUGCUGUGCCUGUAGAAAUAUAGCUAUAGUGAUUUUUUUAAAUUAAACCAUUGUAAAUGAAAGCUUAGGGCACAAUUAAUUUUUGAUAUUCUUUGGAAACGCUCAAACAGCGGAUGUAAAUUUAUUUAAUGUUGGCUGUAAAAAAGGCGAGCUCUAUUGUGUUCCGAGCACUUCAAACUAAAUGAAUCCCAGUGGAUAAUGUAGAUAGCACUGAUCAUCAUACCCCACAAGGAUUUGGAAUAUGAAAAUUGCAAAUUAUAUGAUUUUUCCCAGAGGAAACCAAAUGCUCUUUACAAACAAAUCACAUCAUUUGUCUCUUCAGACUCUGAUGCCGUGCCAGAAAUGACUUAUGAUCUUCGCUGCCAGUGUGACGCCUUCCGAGUCACUAAGACCGUCCGUCCAUACAGCAUAGCAUGCAGUACCAUCAAUGAGAAUGCCAUUGCCCUAAUAAUCAGUGAUGGUCGAGUUAUGAUCUGGGAGCUGAAAUCAGGUGUAUUGGGAAGAAAGAAUCCUAAUGCUGGGUAAUAAUUUAUGUUCUUUGAUAUUCAUGGACUGUGUAUCAUCUGUGACUCAAUCACUUUGUUGUUUUCUGAAGAUCACCUCCUAAUCUAAACUUUACAAACCUAUAUUAUGUAGCAUUUACACUCGGAUACCAUGUAGAUUAGCCUGAUACGGCUCAUCCUGUAUUGCCUGUUGUUUGUUACAGAGUUGCUUUCCCUUCUGCAGCCAAUGUCUCUGCUGUUCUUUGUAUCGGAUAACACAGACACUUUGCUUGAGAUGCCUGCACUGUUAAACUAGGAGCCACAGACUGGCCUUACUAAAUGCAUUCACUACAACAGGCUGAGUGUGAUUGCGUUUGUGAUCUUAUGUGAAGACCAAACAGCCAAGCAUGCAGGAACUACCAUGGUUUUUGUCAGAUGUGUGAAGGGAGAGUGCCAAUUCUCCAUUAAUAUAUACUGACUGAUACUUUAUCAUAUAUGAUUUAAUUAAACAUCUCGCCCAUCACUGAGAUGGAAGUGUUUGAGUUUAUGUGGUGAUGUAGGCAUUAAUUCUACUAAUGCGUUGUCUUCUCUUUUCCCCUAUUGCUUUAGGUCCUGUGCUUUAUAUGCCCCAUCUUCAUUCUGCGGUAAUCCGGUCGAUCCUGCCCAAAGAAAACUUCCCGAUCUCUCUCUGGACAGUAUGAUUGGUAAGACACAGAAUGACUACUAAUUAGAUAGAUACACAGUAUUCUUAAUCUGCAACAUGUUUGACACUCUUUCUCUGGCGUAAAGUGACUUCUAGUUAACUGGUGACUGGCCUACCGGUAUUUUUAUUUAUUUAUGGUCAUUUUUUUAACGGGGUUUUUCUAAUAUUUUCACUGACGUGUUUAUUUUACUUGUUGUUCCACUAGUGAUGCCUCUCUUUUGCAGCUUCUUACAGGCAUAACCUGUGAAUUCUUAUAAAGGAACAUGAUAUUAGAUCUCUGUGGUAGGCUGAACGAAUGCUACAUUAUGUAUAGAACAGUAUCCCAUAGACUGUAUUGAAACACAUGUCAUGCGAAGGAGAUGGUACACUCGGGCAUUGAUAAACUCGUUGAUCAAGCAGUACAUUAAUACUGAGAUGUCUUCACUCUGUUUCUGUAAAUUAACCAAAUUCAAAAGCUGCUGGAAUGUAAACUUUUAAAGUCGGGGGUGCUGGCACUUGCAUCUACGCUUCGAUUAUUUGCCAAUGUUUUAUGAUCGAUUUAAUGCUGUGCAUGUUUCAUACAACUGAGAAAAUACAAUUUAAAAUUUUUAAAGGAACAUUCUAAUGUUAAAAAUAUAUUUUUAAUGUUGGAAUGUUUCUUUUUUUUUUUUUUUAGUUUAGAUAGCGCCCCUGAAGAGAUUAAAGCAAUUAAACUUACCUGUAAUCCAGUGCAGGGAUAGCCUCCAUUCUGCAAUGUGAUCCGCUUACUGUGAAAUCAUCCAUCGUGAUCAUGUCAGACGCUUCUCUCAUAGAAGCAUUCAGUACCUACAGUUCAUGCGCAGUAGUCAGUGCACUCCACAAAUCCAGUAAUAGAAGCAUUGAAACCAAGCACAUUAGCCUCGUUAGGCAUGAUCAUGCUGUGUUUGACAUUUUGAAAAUCAAAACUUUUAGCAUGCAAUAAAAUACAGGACUCCCAACUGUCCUGCUUUUGUCCUGUAUCCAUUGACACCAGGGAACUGUCCCCGGUAAGCUCAGUGCCAGUGCAUCAUUAGAUGGCUACAUGUGGAGACCAUACAUGUAGUUCGAAAGCGUCAGGGUUCCUGCCUGCCAACCUGACCUGCUUGAUGGCACAUCAGUGGGUGGGCACACCAACAUCCAAGGUGGGCACGCCCAUUAUGGGUGUCACCAUUGAUGCAACUUGCAUAACUGGUAAUACCCUCUUAAAGACUAAGCCUAAAAUGGUCAGAAUUGUGGCAACUGACAUUUAAUGUGGAUAAGUGCAAGAUAAUGCAUCUUGGACGUAAAAACCCAAGGGCAGAGUACAGAAUAUUUGAUAGAGUUCUAACCUCAACAUAUGAGGAAAGGGAUUUAGGGGUGAUUAUUUCUGAUGACUUAAAGGUAGGCAGACAAUGUAAUAGAGCAGCAGGAAAUGCUAGCAGAAUGCUUGGUUGUAUAGGAGAGGUAUUAGCAGUAGAAAGAGGGAAGUGCUCAUGCCAUUGUACAGAACACUGGUGAGACCUCACUUGGAGUAUUGUACACAGUACUGGAGACCGUAUCUUCAGAAGGAUAUUGAUACCUUAGAGAGGGUUCAGAGAAGGGCUACUAAACUGGUUCAUGGAUUGCGGGAUAAAACUUACCAGGAAAGGUUAAAGGAUCUUAACAUGUAUAGCUUGGAGGAAAGACGAGACAGGGGGGAUAUGAUAGAAACAUUUAAAUAUAUAAAGGGAAUCAACACAGUAAAGGAGGAGACUAUAUUUAAAAGAAGAAAAACUACCACAACAAGAGGACAUAGUCUUAAAUUAGAGGGACAAAGGUUUAAAAAUAAUAUCCGGAAGUAUUACUUUACUGAGAGGGUAGUGGAUGCAUGGAAUAGCCUUCCAGCUAAAGUGGUAGAGGUUAACACAGUAAAGGAGUUUAAGCAUGCGUGGGACAGGCAUAAGGCUAUCCUAACUAUAAGAUAAGACUAGGGACUAAUGAAAGUAUUUAGAAAAUUGGGCAGACUAGAUGGGCCGAAUGGUUCUUAUCUGUUGUCACAUUCUAUGUUUCUAUGUUUCUAUGUUUCUAAGCCACUUGUUCUGAUUUCAUAACUCCCAGUGUUGUAAGGUAUACCGAAAUCUAUCAAAUGCGUUAAAGUUGUAUUAGUGCCCAGAGUGCCCCUUGAACAUUAACUUUAAAACAAAACACUUGUCAGAAUUAUAGCAAAAUAUAUAUAUAGGUAAAGAGACAUUCCAAGUACCAUAGUUACUUUGACUUGCUGUAGUGGUUAUGGUGCAAAGACGCUGUCUCUGUGCUCUCUUAUCUUAAAACAUUGCCAUUUUAUUAAUAUCUGUAUAAAUGUUUGGAGCUAUAACUCCCCCUCCGGCUACUCUGCGUAGAUGAAGAUGCUUUCUUCAUGGUUUGACUGUACAAAUAUUUAUACAGUGUGAGUAUCGCAUGUUCAAACCAAACAAAUCAGAUGUGUCUGCUUGCAGGUGCUGUGCUAAAGAAACACCCCUUGCAAGUAAUUCAGCUACACUAACCCGAGCAGUGCUUUGAGCGUACAUUUUAAUAUGAUUAAGGGGGGAAAACUUUAAAUGCCGAUUCUCCCCAACAUUCCUCCCCAUCCUGUAGUCACUGGUAGAGAAUUGGCUGUGGGGAGAACCUGGCCUGGGCGCUAAUACAGAGGUAACAUAUUGCUGCUUUUUUUUGGCGGGGGGGGGGGAUUGAUGAGAGGGGUGGUCAGGUGUAUAAUUUAAUUGACCAAAAACAAUGUUUUCUUAGAACACUGUUUUUGGUUGGAGUAACCCUUUACGCAAUGCUUUUUCCUUUACAUGCUCAAUAACUAUAUUCUGUAUUUUUUUUAUUUUAUUUUCCAGAUUCAAUAAUAGCAGUAAUAAUAUAAUCUGGGGAACAUAUAAAGCGGAGUACACCAUAAAUGUAGUCCUGUAAUAACUACUUUCCCCCAGGACAUUUAAAAAAAAAAAAACUGUGAAAUCUCAGUGUUCCACCUGGAAGAACACUUUUAUUAUCUACACAGCUUUUAUUGAGAAAUCUAUACAUAUUCCUUACAGUUUGUCAUUUUGUAGGAAUUUUUAAAAAUAUAAAAAAUGGAGUUAAAGGGAGACUAUUGUCACCAGAACAACUACAGCUUAUUGAAUUUGUUCUGGUGAGUAGAAUCAUCCCCUUCAUGCUUUUUGCUGUAAACACUGUCCUUUCAGAGAAAAUGCAGUGUUUACAUUACAGCUUAGUGAUAACUUCACUGGCCACUCCUCAGAUGGCUGCUAAAGCUGCUUCCUGGUGCAGUGCUGCAGAGUAAGCAGCACUGCCAUUCAGUGUCUCCACAGUCUGCAUGCAGACACUGAACUUUCCUCAUAGAGAUGCAUUGAAUCAAAUCAUCUCUAUGAGUAGAUGCUGAUUGACUAGGGCUGUGUUUGACUUGUGCUGGCUCUGCCCCGAUCUGCCUCUUUGUCAGUCUCAGCCAAUCCUGUGGUGAAGCAUUGUGAUAGGCUCAUAGAAUUGCUUCUGAAGAUGUCAGCAGACAGGGCCAGGUUAGAGGCAGACAAGGGCAAAGCCAGCAGCUACAGACUUGAAUAUAAGUAUAUAAGAGUUUACUAUAUUUAGGGAAGCAAGAGGGAGCCAGAUGGUGGUUUUAACACGAUAGGGUAGGAAUACAUGUUUGUGUUCCUGACCCUAGAGUGUUCCUUUAAGGAACUGCACAAAGAAGGAAUGGGUGGGGAAUGGGUAAUUGGAACAAGUUGAAUCAAUUGUAUCUUUUUGGUCCUGGAAAAGCAUCAAAUCAAUAUGGGUUUCUAUUUUUCAGCUGGACAAAGCAUGCUGGGAUGUGAUCCUCAGUCAUCUGGAAGUCCUCUUCAGGAAGUGCACCUUAAAUUUUUGCUCACUGGUCUUCUUUCUGGGCUUCCUCAGCCACCAUUUGUGGUCAGAAUGUGCCCUCCUCUGACUACCAAGAAUAUCACACAGUACAAGCCCCUGCUGGCAGUUGGUAAGUCUUUUGCCAGGUGUAGCCAAAUGGCUCUCCAGUAAAUUUUUAAAACCACAGCUCCCAAGAUGCGUUGUGAUCAGAUUGCAAGGUGUCUUGGAAACUGAUGUUCUAUGUGUUGGCUGCUUCUGUACGGUUCCUGUGUUACCAUACAAAGUGCUGCUUUCUUUGGUUCGUUCAAUGCCAUAGAUGCCCCCAUUUUACAUAUUUCUAAGAAGUCUGUUGAUAUUCCAUGUUGUAUAAUCAUAUGAAGGGACAUUUCAGGUGUUGAGGCUAUUUUGAUGACCAUAGAGUGUCAUUGUCUAGAUCAGGGGGAGUCAACCUUUUAAUACCUACCGACCACUUUUGUAUCUUUGUUGAUGGUAAAAUGUUCUUACUGCCCACCAGUGCCACAAUAACUCAUUUUAUAGCGCAAGUGAAAAGAUUUUUUACAUUUUUUAAUUUAUUUUUUUAAUGGACACUCCAGGCACCCAGACCACUUCUGCCCAUUGGAGUGGUCUGGGUGCCAACUCCCACUACCCUUAACCCUGCAACUGUAAAUAUUGCAGUUUUUAUAAACUGAAAUAUUUACAUUGCAGGGUUAACUCCUCCUCUAGUGGCUGUCUUCUAGACAGCCACUAGAGGGCACUUCCUGGUUUAUAGCACAGAUCUGUGUUACAGCGUCGCUAGACGUCAUCACGCUAUGUGAGGAUCUCCAGCGUCGCUGAAAUCCACAUAGGAAAGCAUUGAAAGCAUUUUUCAAUGUCCAUUAGGUCGCCCCCUCCAGCCGCACAUGAGCAAUAGGUCUCCCCCGCCGGAUGACGUCGGCGGGGGAGAAGCGUGGGCAGACCCUGAACCAUCGGCUCUGGAUACAGGUAAGUCACUGAAGGGGUGGUGUCAACCUGGGAUGGGUGGUGGGAGGGACUAGAGUGUCCCUUUAAAUAUGUAUUUAAAUGUAUCUAUUUUUUGCCUUUUUCCCUAUUUUCUAUUCUUUUUUUUUUUCUGUCUAUGAGGUGCUGUGUGUGUGUGUGAGAGGGCAGUCUGUGUGUGCGUGUGAGGGGGCAGUUUGUGUGUGUGAGGGGGGACAGCGCAUGCGUCUGUUUGUGUGUGAAGGGUGCAUAGGGUUUAUGUGUGUAGAUGGGUGAGCUGUGAAAAUCUAUCUUAAUGUCUCCCCCUCUCUUCUUCUUACUGUUUACCAGGGAUGGGGGACAUAAUGCUGCAAGCCCUGGUGGUCCAGUGGUGGCAUGUUCACAUUAGCCUGCAGCUCCUCUGGCUGCAGGCCAACUCUCCUGUCCCCCUGCUAGCACUUCACAGCACUGUAUUGGAGUGUUGCCAUGGUAACGCACGGCAACACUGCAACCAGCCUGCUCGUGGUGAGAAACAUAGUGCCUCCCAGGUCCUUCCCUCUGCUGGAACUAAGGGCCAGUGAGGGAGAUCUUUGAUCUCCCCACCAGUCAGAGAGGGCUUACAGCAAGGCUGGCUCUGCAUGGGUCAGCAGGGAAGAUGAAAUGAUCUCUCCUGCCGACCUUGGUUCACAGCGAACAAGGCCCACUGAGCAUUUUCUGCAGAACCCACCAGCGCCCACCUGAAAUCCCAAACCGCCUACUAGUGGGUGGUAGGGACCAGGUUGACUACCCCUGGUCUAGAUGGUGACCCAUUUAACAUGGGAUUGUCUUUUCCAUGUAUGUAGAUUUUGAAGGAGUUGCUCUAAAGAAAUUUUUAUCUUAAAGUUGGAAUGGUUCUGACUGGUUGUGAACUGAAAACUGUCCUCUAACUCUCAAUGCCUAUUUUUACAGGUACAAGCAAUGGUUCUGUCUUUGUCUACAACCUGACAAGCGGUCUAUUACAUAAAGAAUUAAAUAUACAUUCCUGCGAGGUCAAGUGAGUGUUUAAAAAAAAAAAAAAAAAUCCAGCUCAUUAAUUCUAGCUUUAUGGCCUAAAUUAUCAUUUUUUUGUAUAUAAAAAGGUAAUGGCUUUGGAGCAUUCUAUAUCCUAUCCCGGCCUACUUUGUUUGAAUAUCCCAUUGUCAAGUACUUCAGUCUUUCUGUUUUAAGGUACAUGUUCCAACCUGCAGUGUUCACUAACACAAUUGUACAUGUUGUCAGGACGCACAGCAAAGAUUUCUGGGAGCUUUAGUUCAGAUAGCCGUUUCAUAAGCAGAACUGAAGAGCAAGUAAACUCAUCAUGAACACUUUAUCCCAGUGCUGGGUUAAACAUGUCCUGCAGCUUAGAUUCAAAUUCAAAUGCUCAAAUUGAUAGACUCCUGAUUGGCCAUGCUACUUCCUAAUGUAGGCUAACAAAAAGACUGAACUUUAAAAGUAGGUAUCCAUAGGCGUGCGCACGGGGUGUGCCGGGUGUGCCUGGGCACACCCUAAUCCCCGCGGCACGCACUAUGUGCCUCCCUCUGUGGGCCGGUGAGGGAGAUCAAAGAUCUCCCUCACCAACCCACAGGCAGGGAGGGAGGCAGGAGAGGACCCGGGGAGCUCUUGUCAGCAGCUCCGCCGGGUUCCUCUCGCGCGGUCGGAUCGUUACCACGGCAACGCUCAGAUCUCGCGAGAGUGAACUCUAGCCCCACAGGCUAGAGUUCACUGUCCACUGGACCACCAGGGAAGGCAGGAGCACGGUCCCCCCUCCCUACAUAAGGUAAGAAGGGAGGGGGGAUAUUAACUAAACGGCCCACACAUUACACACACACACUAACACCCUCACACAGGCACACACUAACAGCACCCUUACACACAGCACCCUCACACACACAGCACACACUAACAUCACCCUUACACACACACACACUAACAGCACCCUCACACUAACAACACCCUUACACAUACAGCACCUUCACACACUAACAGCACCCUCACACACAGCACGCUUACACAUACACACACUAACAGCACCCUCACAUACACAGCACCCUUACACAGCACACACUAACAGCAUCCUUACACACACAGCACUCUCACCCACUCACACAAAGCACACACAGCAGCCUCACAGCACCCUUACACACUAACAACACCCUUACACACACAGUACCUUCACACACACACAGCGCCUUCACACACAGUGCCCGCACACACACAGUGCCUUUACGCACAGCACCUACACACAGCACUGUGUGUGUAUGUAUGUGUAUAUGUGUGUGUGUGUGUGUGUGUGUGUGUAUGUAUGUAUGUAUGUGUAUAUAUAUAUAUAUAUAUAUAUAUAUAUAUAUAUAUAUAUAUGUGUGUGUGUGUAUAUAUACGCGGCGUGUGUGUUUCUGCUUUAGGGUGCACACCCUUAUACAAUAGGCUGCGCACGCCUAUGUAUGGAUCCUUUUUUUUGGGGGGGGGGGGUUCUUGUUUCUACAUAUUUUAAUACAUUAUCUGUAAAGUGCAUUCAAAAAGAAUAGAUUGAUUUGUUAAAUCUUCAAGUUCUCUCUGCUCACUCUGUGCACCAGUGUCCUUGCUGGUCUCUGUUUGCUUUAUCAAAGGCCUGUAAUUUUCCAGCAUUUCUAAAAAGCCUUGUCAAACCGUAAAUUGCCAGAGGCAGAGAAAGAUGGGUAGUACGAUUUUCCUUUACUCUAAGUUUUCUGCCUUUGGAAUCGUUGACAGAGAGGUUUGCUUGCAGUCUAACCACAUAGCUGAAAGAAUGCAGAAUGGCUACCCAUUGUCUAUUGUGAUUUAGGAGGAGGGAGCUGAGCAUGUGCUUGUUAGAUGGAAAUGGAGAAUAUACAGUUAUAGAAAUGUUAAUUUAAUUUAGGUUUACUUUUGAUAUGAGGACAUUUUGUGGUGUAUGGAUCACUCCUUUUCUUUUAGUGCUAUAGGAAGUCUGCAUUUUGUUUUUAAUGUGCAGUUUUUAUUUCCAAUUGUAAAGGUAUAUAUCAAAAUACAUGAAUCGUAUAUUAAGGUGUGUGUUUUUUUUUGUUUUGUUUUUUUAUAAAGCAAAUAAUAAAACCAAAUAGUAUAUACUGCUGGUAUAAGAGGAUCGGCAUAAUAUUAUUGUAUAAGACUCAAUUGGAGUUGUACCAGGUACACUGAGCUUUUCAGUCUAGCAACUGCUAACAUGCUUGUGUAACCCAGGCCUUUAUUAGCACCUAAAAUGCACUGUGAGCACUGCCUGUGUUGUUUUUACUAUGCUGUAUGUUACUUAAAUACACCCAAGCCCGAACUCUAAACUCACCAUCACAUCUCAAUUACAGGGGCAUUGAAUGGACCAGUCUCACUAGCUUCCUCUCGUUUGCUACAUCUACCCCAAACAACCUUGGUCUGGGGAGAAAUGAACUUCAACUGGUGGACCUUCUUACAGGUUGCUUCUUCUGUUAUCCUAUUGUGUAUUUGGUGCCUCUUCCUGUAUUUCAGUUCAUGUGUUCAGUAGUAGUACAAUCCAUUUCUUGUGUUUGAGUAUUCGGUUGCAGGAUACCACUAAAGAACCUUAGUAACAGGUUAUUUUGAGAGUUGUUGGGGAUCCAUAGCAUGAAGGAUUGAUGCAGUAGCAGGUUUAGGUCUGGACUCGGUCCGGGGGAACAGGCUCUCAGUAUCUGAACUUAUUCCUAGAUGUUCAGUGUUUGUGUUUACGUCUCUCACAUGAGUAGAGGUGAGAAUGCUGCCACAAAGGGAGCAGAAUCACAAAAUGGGUAAAACUAAAUACCCCCAGUUUGUGACAGUAAAUAUUACAUACCCGUAUGGUCCAGCAAAAUGUUAUUCAUAAUCAUUUAGAUCUUUAAAGGUCAUAUAGAUUUAAUGUUUAUAAAAGCAACAGAGAGAACCAAUAUUACAUAGUGUAACAUAUAAAACUAAAACCUACAAGAUAAGUAUUAAACUGUCUAAUAUGCAGUAUGGCUUCUUCUGGGCCCCAGGAUACAUAGAACAGUUGUAGGGUACAUAGAACAGUUGUUCAAUCUAAUGAGAAACGAUAAUCCGGUCGAUCCUUGCGCAAGAAACCAUGACAGGACUCCAAACUCUGUGGUUCUAAAAAAAUAAAAAUGUGUUCUGUGAAAUUCAUUUUCUGAUCUGUGUGCUUACAGGAAGGAGUGUGGCAUUUAGAGGCGAGAGAGGCAUUGAUGAGCAACCCAUGGAGAUGAUUAAAGUGUCUCAUCUGAAGUAAGUAUAGUAUGCUGCAGACUGGAACUGAAACUUUAAUAGAAGGGUAGGCAACCUCUGGCACUCCAGAUGUUGUAAACUACAUCUCCCCCAAUGCUUUGCCAGCACUAUGGCUGCAAAUGCAUUAUGGGAGUUGUCGUCAACAACAUCUGGAGUGCCAAAGGUUGCCUACCCCUGUAUUAAGGUAUUUAAUAGCAUCCGAAAACUUAUAGAGAAGUUAGUAGGAAGUUUUCGAUCAAUGCACUGAAGCUGGGGAAAAAAAAAAUUUUUUUAAGUUAAGUGCUAUGAGUUAAAGUGGAAGUGUCCCUCCCUGAGCAGUAUCUCUUCACUCCAGUAGACGUUAUUUCAGCAUUUACUAGGAUAAAUAAAGCAGCUGCAGUAAAUAAAUAAAUUGGUGGUGGGGGAGCUUUUCUCCGGCAGUGCCAUAUUUGUACCUGCACCAGUUACACAGCACUGCAGAGCUAACCGUGUUACGUAAAAUAAACCAUAAAAAAAUAGCACAAUCAGUAGCUAAUUUUAGUUAGUUGUUUUUAGUUGUGCUAAAAUCGGGGAUGUGACCAUAAACUACCUUAGGCAUUACUAUGCUAUAUUUAUUUCACGAAUGUCGAGCAAAGCACACAAUAUACUUUCUAACACCUAUCCUCGGUUAUUACAGGCAGUACUUGGCAGUAGUGUUUAAAGACAAACCCUUGGAACUAUGGGAUAUUCGUACCUGUACCCUUCUCCGGGAGAUGUCUAAAAGCUUCCCAUCUAUUACAGCUCUGGUAAGACAGGAAAACCAAUCUCUGUCAAUCUCACACAAGAUCCCUUAAUUCUGCCAGAGAGAAGGGCACUCUAUAAAAGAAUUAUGCUUUGCUUUUCCUCCGAGAGGGGCAGGUUUAGAUUAACUUCGUAAUGGUUUUAUUUCUGUAAAUCAGACAUGUAGCUCUUCAGUUGUCAUUUAGUUAUGACUACUUGUGUGAUGAACAGCCAGCCACAGACCUGACUCCUUUCCUUCUGAUUGCUGAGUAUCCUGCAACUCUCCACUGGAGAACUUAGCUACUGAUUAUACCAGACCUAUGGGCUAAUCAGUUCAUCCAUAUUGCAUACCAGCCUUUGAUUCACACAGGGUUUCCUUCCUUGCUCCUUUGUACUUUCUUUAAGUCUCUUUAAACUUAAUAAAAUCAAUCUGUAAGACACAUGUAUUCCACAUUCUUAUAGUUUUUACUGUAAUAUGUGUGUUACACAUUGAUUUUACUAAGUUUACAGAGAGACUCUGUGAAGAGGUAGUUUUAUUCGCAUUUAUGUAGAUGUUUUAACAGCAAUUUGUAUAAAUACUUGCAAAAACAUGAUAUACACUUUAAUUCUGUAGGGUAAGCGUUUCUUGAUAUCUGACUGCCAUUCUGGGGUCAAGAAUGAUUUUUUUCUCCCCCUAGUUUGUGGCACAAUUGGAAACGUUUGAGAUGUGAUUUUGUUUUUUGUUUUUUGUCUGCUUUUGGAUCAAUAGAAAAAAUCAAAUGUGUGAAAGGCUGAAUUUGAUGGGCGCAUGUCUCUCUUUUCAGCUGUGUAAAUAUGUAACAAUGGUUUCAAAGGUAUUGUCUGGAAAUCAAGGUGAAUUCAAAAAGAUUUUUAGGUCACAAUAGAUAUAUUGGAACAUUUCAGUUAUCUCUGUUUUCAGCUCACCUUCUUUGGCCUGAAAGUUUAAAUUCACUUUGAAUUCCUAACGGUUCACACAAAAAAUUGUGUUCUAUAUGCAUACAUUUUUACAUCAGGGGUGUGGGUUGUGAAGCUUAUUGUCUCUGUCACCCCAUUACUCUUCACCCUUAAUAUAUUUGGGAUUUGUUCCUCAAAGGGCAAUUGCUUAUGUGCUGCGAUACAUAACAGACCUUUAAGGGAGCAUGGCAAGUAUUCCAUUUGUUGAAUUAGUGGAUCUUGCAUUGACAUUUUAAGGGUUUUUGGCAUCUGUGUACCCUGCAGAAAUUCAUUUGAAUGGGACGGAUGGAAAAAACAGGGAUUAACCAGGGUGAUGGUUAAGUUUUCAAACUGUGAUUUACACAUUUAUUUGACAGUGCUGCCAUGUCAAUGAUACUGUAAGGGUUUAAGAUAAGACUUGGGUUUUUAUGUAUUUUCUUCUCAAGCUUACAUUUAUUUGUGUUAAUCCUAGAUACAGAUAGAUAUGUAAAAUAUUUAAGAACACAUAUUUAAUUUUACUAAAGUUGACAACAGAAAGCUUUUUUUUUUUUACUUUUUCUUACAUACUUUCUUUCACUUUUCCAUUGAACUAGUGGUGAUCUCUUUAUUGUGAAAAGCUUUUGGCACAGAAAGGGUUAAAAAGUGACUGACAGGUGCAGGGGGUCAGUCCCAUCAAGAUAUUAUGUCACCCUAUAGUUUGCUGGCUGUAGGCAGUGUACCUAGUUCCGCACCUGUUUGGCAAUGGGCUAGCACAGCGGCUUUGUCUUGUCUCUUAGGAAUGGUCCCCAUCUCAUAACCUGAAGAGUCUGCGAAAGAAACAGAUGGCAGCCCGUGAGGCGAUGGCACGUCAGACUGUCUCCUCAGACACCGAGCUGAAUAACCUGGAGUCUUCGGUUAUCAGGUAACAUCUGCUAGCUUUAUAAUAGCAUACUGAUGAUUCAAGGCUCGUUGAUUUAGCUUUUUGAAUUUUGAUCAUAAUUGAGAACACUCAGAUGUCUCUUAAUUUCACAGAAAAAAAACGUUUCCCUUUCUUUAUAGUGAUUCCCCUAUCAUUGAUUUGGUGGAGGGGUAGGUCAUCAUACUGCUUUAGAGCAUAAGCAUCAAGUAUUUACAUUUUCUGAUUUGAAAUUUUGCUGCUUGUCUCUUAUGUCUGAAUAUUAACCCUCUAAAUGCAAUAAAUAUGGAAAUGUAUAUUCAUUAAACCCUGAACUGUAGCAAAUUGAAUAUCACAAUGUAAACAAAACUAGCCAAGCUGUGAUGGGGAAUUUGUCCAAACCAGCUAUUUUGAGCUGAACUUGGCAUUUCUGUUUUCAGUUUACUAUAAUUCAGAGUUUAGUGGUUACACACAUUAGCAUGAGCAACCUGUGCGGUUGUUUUGCCAUCAAUUUAUAUGGGAAGACUGCAUGCAUAUCCUUCUUCAAAAAAACCUAACCUAUUGAAUUGCAUCCCUAACCAUAAACAAACAUUAUAUAUUUAACACACAUUCCUAUAUUUAAGGUGUGUGUACCAAUUGCAGUUUUUGCACAGCAUGCCCUUUUAUCUAGGAUGUUAGUAGGCAACAUGUAGCUUUCUAUGUAUUUGUGAUCUUCAGCUACCAUGGUCCUCAGGCGUAUUAGUCAAAAUAAUCAUUAGGUGGAUAACCGUGGGCAUUGAAAUUCUGUUGCAGCAGACAAACUAACCAUUGGCCUCUCCUUGGCUUUGGCUUAAUCACAAUGAUGGAUAAAGUGAGCUGCAUUUCCCAUGAUGCUUUGCCAGCUGGACAUGAUGGGACUGUCCAUGUCAUUAAAUAUGAUGGAACGCCACCCAUCUAGUCAGCUAACUAAGCAUCAUGGGAAAGUUACUCCUCAACUAUAGGGGUUAUCAAUGCUAAUCAUCAUUAAUGGCAUGCAGAUAUGUAAUCCUUUAUUGAUGUCUGUGAAAUGUGCUGUUAACCUUUCUAGCAUUUCGAAUUGUGAAAUUAUAAACUGACUCUUCUGGCAUGAAAACUGCAUUAAUGCUGACAAAUUGGGAAAAAGGUGAAAUUAACAGCCACUCAGUGGUGCGGACAGAGUGACUAUCUACCUGGUCUGUUAGUCUGUUACAGGAAGCAGAAAGCAAGUCUGAAAUGAGCCAGAAUAUCUCUGCACGAGAGCACUUUGUAUUCACGGACACAGACGGACAGGUUUACCACCUCACUGUGGAAGGGAACUCUGUGAAAGACAGCGCCAGGAUCCCGCCAGAUGUAAGUUAAUCUGUUUACUAUUUUGUCUGAUUGGCAGGCUUGACGUUGCAUGCAUGCAGCAGAAUUAGAUAUGACUGCCACUGACUAGAGACUGUUUCAGCUAGUUUCUUCAUUAACUUUUAAAGGAAAGUGUAUUUAGCUGGGUGGGAUGCAAUACUGAAAGUGUUCCUGGAAAAUAUUGUACUGUUGACUACAAAUGUGGCUUAGCCAACGGACAACCUCCCUGGGUAUAAUAUUAACUUGUCUGUGACCGACUUCUGCUUGCACUCUUAAUCACGGCUGGAACUCUGUGUAGCAACGGAAAGCUCUCCCAAAGAAUCAGCCACUUCUGAAAAAUUGAUAGGAUUACAGAGUAGAUAAUUAAAUGGAUACACCUGGGUUAUUGUGUUUAUUUACUAACCAGUGUGGACCCGUCAUUUCCAGUGAGUUAAAACGCAUCCUGGAAAUUUUCUAAAUGUAGUCUUGUUUAUCUUAUACUAAACAUAUUAAGUCAGGUUCUCUUUAACUGUCAAUAGCUCUUUAACUGUCAAUAGCUCUUUAACUGUCAAUAGCUCUUUAACUGUCAAUAGCUCUUUAACUGUCAAUAGCUCUUUAAGCAAAGAAGUGGAGUUUUUUUUAGCAUAAAGAUAAAUUUGUUGCGUUGCUUUAGGAACUAAUAAGUUGAUCCAUACCUGCUCUACAAUGCCCUCACUUAUCAUAAUUUGCAUGAAAGAAGAAGAUCCUGUGAAUAAUAAUCCUUAAAUCACCAGUUAUUACAUUCCAUGUCGGUAAAUAUUACAGCACACUUAAAAAGUCAUUCAUAAAAGGGUAUGAAUUUAGCUCAACUUAUUAUCCGUAUCAUCUAGAUUGGUGUGCAUGUGGAAUGCUCAGAUUGCUGCCUACUCCUGUAUCCUCAUAUAAACAAAAAUGUUCCAGCAAGUCCUUUUGUUAAAGAUUCUUCAAUGUAAAGAGCAGCAAAGUUUUGGUCAAAACAUGGUUGCAUUUUAUUCUGAAAACACUCACAUAAACGGACACUUUGUUGCAAUGGAUGUGCUGGAACAUUUCUUUAGUUUAGACGAGGAUUGGUUAACGGUGCACCCUGUCGGUAGAUUCUGUUCCCCCUUGUAGUGUACUGUGAUACUACUGUAUCACGUCCUGUCCUACAAUGAGGAAUACUUUGAGUCCAUGUGGUUCUACAAAACACUGGAGCUCAAACCCAGGAGUACUGUUAAUGAAGUUGGUGAAUCACACUGACAAUCCAGAAACCAGUUCCCCAUGUCUCUGCACUGGGUCAGUACCAUUGAUGAAAGCACAGCAUUUUAUUCUGUAGCUAGAACCGAGCUGCUAAAAAGCGUUCCGAUUCUGCCAGCUUGGUGUAACGCAGUGGAAAUCCACUAUAUAGAUGUCAGACCUUUUACUGCAAUAAUUUAAGAACAGGUGUUCAGCGAGGCAUUCAUCUAAUGAUUUUAUCAUAGGCCAUGAUUUGGGAAUUGCUGUGAUUCAUGGUUUUAUGCCUCAGUGAGUAGCAAGGUUGUAAGAUUCAUUGUUCUGCAUGGUCAAGGUUAGUGCGACAUGCACCCAAACAGUUAGGGGAAUUGGUGUAGGAAUCGGCCAGACUGUCGGGGUUUGACUUUCUGGUUGCAUCUUACAAGCAGGUGCUGCCAGUGAUGAAGGUCCAGCCUGCUUCAUGUUGUGGAGUCUGAAGAUUGCUGUGAUUUAUGUUCCCAGGCCAUAUAGAGGUUGUUACUGAUUUCUGCUCUACAUUCCUAUCAUUAUCUACUAAACUUGGAAUAGGGGGAUGAAUUGAAGUUACAAAAUUUACCAAACCUAUCUGAUUUAGGAAAAAAUUCCAACUCUUAUAUAGCCUCACAUGGCUAUUUCAGCCUAGUUUUUGCCAUUCAGAUUUUUACUUCAUCAUAAUUCACAGGUUAGCGAAUACACCUCAGUGUAUCAGAGUAGUUUGCGGUCUUCGAAGCCCACCUUCAAAAUGGACACGCAUGGCGGCUAUCUAUCUUUAUUUUUGUAGUGCAAUGAUAAUACAGGAUGGUUGAGACACAUUAGCUUGAACAUGUUUAACAAUAAAAACUGGUAACAUAUGUCAUAGAUGUUGCACUAUUUUUUUUUCUCCAGGUAAAUAAAUCCUAUGUGAGCAAAUCAGACAAUAUGGCAUUAGCAUUAUAAUAAGCUGAUAUUAGAUUAAUUAUGCCAUAUCUGAUCAAGACCCCUGAGCCCUCAGAAACAUUUAGCUAGUUAGACCAGCAUUAGUAACGACUGGAUAGGCUGCAUAGAGAGUCACCCGAGCCCUAAGGUAAAGAUCCUAUAGCCGCCACCGCCAGUUGGGUAGAGUCCCUAUUUUCAGACGUGGGUCUGUUGGUAGACAGCCACCAAGGCCUUGCCAGUCCAUCACUCCUCAGGACCAGGAGCAGUGUGUCGCUUGAAGUUGUGGAGUGACUUGUGAUUCUGCCACGUUGUGGGAGCUGAUGCUGCAAAGCCAGGAGGUGGUGUGUAGAGAGUGAGAAGUCGGUACUUCAGGCAGUCUGCCUCAGUGUCGAUUGUUAGCAUCCCGUGAGCCAUGUGUGACACAGACAGUGUUGCCCAGCCUUACUCGCAUGGGGCGCCGAGAGACGACCUCCGUGGAGGGAGGAAUAGACUCCUCCACCAUCUUGUAGGAUAAGCGAGUCCUCCAGUGCAGGUAGCCAACAAUGCUUGUGAGCUGGUAGUAGGGCUUCAGGAUGGACAGGAAUGACACCACCGAUCCAAAGGGGGGGAAGCAAGGCUAGCGCGUAGCAGAGUCAAGGUUCUGGUUUUCAGGUAUCCACCCCACUCACUGGUGGAAUAGGCCUUAGGUACCAAGAUCAGAUGUCUUGCCUCAGAGGGCCAAGACUAUAGUUUUGAGUCGAUCUUCAGGACCAGUACUCUUUUUAGUGCAUGUGGUUGUCGCUUCUUGGUGCCAGAUAAGGAUCAGACCACUUUUGUGGGCCACAAGGUUAGCUAAUUCUGGGAGCUGUUCUUCCAUGCAACUUGUGAGCAUGGUGGUCAGGCCCCACCCCCUACCCAUGCAUGUUUUUAAGGGUCACUGAGCAUCAUGGUAAAUGUAGUUGUGAAAUCUUUGAGGUUUAGGUUAGGUGUCAGUGCUAUUGUGAUUUCAUUGCUUCUUUCACACAGCUGCCCAGCGUUUACCCAUCAAAAUGACAAGUAGACAAGAAACAAAUCAUCCUGUAUGUGUCUACAUGCCACCUGUCGGCAGAUGGUUUAUAAUCAUCACCUAUUUUUGAUGCAUGCAGAUAACUCAGGGAAAUGUAGUCCAACACCUCCUGGUUCUUACCAUCUUUGUAUAUAAUAUAUCACAGUUUUAUAUUUAUAGCUGUUGCCAAAUAUGAUAUUUUUUUCCUAUUUAUAUGCUUUUGGCCAGCCACUCUGAAUAAAAAUGAGGCUGGCCAAAAGCUUGUUAGCUGAAACAAGGCCCAUGUUCGGUUGUUCGGGGUUAAGUAUAAGGACCAUAGCUUAUAGCAGGGAUGCAAAAAAGGUAGAUCCCCAGAUGUUGUAGAACUACAGCUUCCAUAAUGCCUUUUCACUCUAAAGCAUUGUAAAGGCAUGCACAGCACCAUGGGAGUUGUAGUUCUACAACAUCUGGGGAUCUAUCUUUUGGGCACGCCUGGUUUAUAGUUAGUGGCAAGAUCUAAGACCAGAUAGCGUAGACCCAGAAUAGUUAGCUGGGGGCAGAACUAGUUUUAGUGUAUUUUACCACAAUAGAAAAUGCAUUUCCACUUAGGGAAUGAAAUACUAUAAAAUAUGCUGUUACCAUUCAUAUGUCAAUGCUCUAAUUAUAUAUCUUUCUGGUUUGAAUGCAUUGUUUCCAACAAGUGAGGCAGUCAUGUCAUUUUAUUUACACCAAAGUUGUUUUGCCUUCACAUCUACUUCUUGCAGUUAUCUGCACGAUCGCUCAUCUUGGCAAUUUCUUUUUAAGAGCCUUCUAAAUCACAUAUUGCACAGUGAUUAUUGUCAUUUUUAUGACAGUGUUCUACUAUAACCACCGCAGUACACCAUAUUAAUGAUUUAUGUUUCUGCUGGGUCAGCCACGCAUUAUCUAGAUAUGAUGGCUGUGUCUUCUUCAAAUUGAGUUGAGAAAUACAUUACCGGUCUCAUCAAGCUUUCUAGCUUGGGGCUGGAAGCAGUCUAAGUGCUUUUACAUGGGAAUUUUCAAUAAAAACUAUGUAUUACACUUUCUAUGUGCUUCCAUGGGAAAAUGUAUAUUGCUUAUAUUAUUUAAAAUAAGUUGAAGAAUUGAAAUCCUCUCCCUCUUGUUUUUCUAGCGAUACCCUCUAAAUGAGGACUGAUAUUAUACAAUCUGAUCUUACCUCUGGCUAAAUAUGUUGAGACUAGCUAUUUUCUCAUUAAAGUUUUUGAGUUUCAGAACAGCGUGUAUGUCUGUAAAUAGCUUUAAAAGCUGAAACUAAUAUUUUAUGUCAUCCAUUUCAACAAAAUGAACUUGGAAAAUUUAUAUUUUUUUUUAUGAAGCAUGCUACUUAAGCAUAUUGGUCUCAUUUUAUGUUGGGUGUAUUACCCUGUAAGAUGUUAUCAUCUAAAAACUAGAGCGGCUCAUCUAGCCCUUUUAGUAAAUAGCGUGUGCUCGCAGGCAGUUUUGGUGUAAUUUGUUUAAGAGCAUGAUCACUAAACCUAGACUGUGUCUGUCCCUCGAAUUUAGAAAAGGCCAUUAGCCGGUAUGAAUGCCUUUUUUUGUGGGCAAGAUUUGCAUACUAACAUAGAAUAGUUAUCCUGGGCUUAUCUUUUUCCCUAUAGAGAUUUUGAUUAAAUAUAUAUUUUGUCUUUAUUUAAAUAAGUCCGUUAACCUGAAUAGGCGUUCAUUACAAAGGCCAAAUAUACUUUACAUUUUUAUAGGCAAACAAAUAUUGUGUACUCCUGCUCAAUAACUGUUAAAAUAGAAAGCUAAAAAUAAAAUAUAAUUUGCUUGCACUUCAAUCUAGAUUGAUACAGUGUGUUAACCAGAUUCUGAGCAAGUGUAUCGAUCACCAUAGAGAUCGCGUGCAGUUUGUCGGAAUGCUGCUGGAAUACAGAUAUUAGUCACUAAACAUUGUAUCACUUGAUGUAUUGGUGGGAUUUAGCCAGCUGAGAGCAAUGUCACAUUCUAAAUGUUCGCUAAGAGAUUAUGAUAAAUUGUAUCAGUGCCACAAUGAGCUUGUCUCCAAUUUUAUAAAUGAAGACAUUAAGGCAUUUUGUGAUGGAAGGUUUAAUUUAAAUAUAUAAUGCUCUUGUUGUGUAAUGCACCUUUUAUAUAUAACUUUAUAUUGCUUGAUGGUCUGCACCCCUAACACAAUCUAUUUAAUUUUGCAGGGAAGCAUGGGAAGCAUUUCCUGCAUUGCUUGGAAGGGAGACCACCUGGUCCUCGGAGAUGUGGAUGGCAAUCUAAACUUCUGGGAUUUAAAAGGACGGGUCUCCAGGUAACUGAUGGCAGAUCGUUCUUACUAAUCUUUAGAUUAAAAAAAUAAUUGAUGUUUUGGAAAAGGAUAUGGACAUAGACAAAGUUGCCACUUGCUGUUGUGCAGUGAAUACAUGUCAAUUUUUUUUGUGAGCUACAAUAAAACGCCUUGAACUACGCAGGAUAAUUUUUGGUGUGUCAGAAAUGCCGAACUCCUUAUUGUGCUAAAUAAAUAACUUAAAUGUUAUAAUUGUAGGCAGCAUGCUGCAGGUUGGUUGAUUUUAUUUUAGAGCUCACUGCCAGCACUUACAUUUUGAUCUCCCUUGGACUUCACCAUAAAUGCAAGAGGUGAUAUCAACCAAAAACCCAAAGUACUACCUAAAGAAACCCAAGUUCUGAAUCUCUGUAUCAGUCAUUGAAGACACUGGGAUAUGAUAUCCCAGUGCCCUGAUGACAGCUACCUGGGAAAGGAUAGUGGAAACGUAGUCAUUUUCAAAUGGGGACUCCAGAUAACCUGUUCCAUUAUAUGCCCAUAUCCAGCGGCAACCCUUUAAAAGCCAUGUAGGCACAGCCUUGGUGAGGACAGUGUAAGUCAGUCGGACAUCACUGAAACAGUUUCAUUGUACGUAUAUUUUUGUUUAUUUUUGAGUUUUAGUAUGCACCUGCUGAAAAAUACUCACUUUUUUUAUUUCACAAAGGAAUUUGAGAUGAGCUGUUCUGGGAGAGAAGGCAAUUAACGCAAUGUGUAUAUAUAAAAAGAAAUCUCCCCAAACAUAUUUUAUCCUUGACACUUAAGGGACUAGGCGGAAUUUACUAUUAACAAAUCUAGAAGGACUAAUUUACAUAGAAAUUACUUUGGUGAUAACCAUUCUUUGAGAAAUAUUUAACUCAAUAUUAUGCCAUGCAUGUUAUGAUCCUAGUAAUUUUUUAAAGCUUGGCAAACCGUUCCUGAGAGGAUUAUCAGUGCAUACCAUGAUUAAUUACAAGCUGGUAGCAAUAUCAUGCUUCUGCUUUAUUGCAAUUGGAACCCUUUGACACAGUGUAUCAACAUCGUGGAAAACCCACACAGUGACGUAUACACACACUGGCACAUACUCAGAUACACACCAAUACACACAUACUGACAUACACACAGUGACACAUACACAAACCUUGACACACAGAUACACACACUCACACACAUAAUCUUUGACACACACAUACACUCUCACUGACAAACACACACACAAUUUAUUUUUUUAAGUUUCACUCCACCCAGCCCCCCUACCUUUGGGAGUGCUGGCAUGUAGUCUCUAUUUCCAUGGGGUCCAGUGGGGCUGCUGGGCUGGCAUGCAGUGCCUGGGGUCCGGUGGGGCUGCUGGGCUUAGUGGCUGGCAUGCGGAUGGCAAGAGAGCAGUGAUCUUUCUGCUCAGCUCCCUCGCGUGUCUCUUAGUGAUGCCGGAGUGACGUCAUAUUCCAUCUCCGGCAUCGCUGCUGUGUGCACAGCGAUAAUCGCCGCUGCGAUAAUCGAGGCGGGUGGUGAGGAAGCACUCUCCCCUGCUCAGCUUCCUCGCUGCCUACCUGAGUUAUCGCGGGGGCCAUUUUGUUUCCCGAAAUUCUGGCGGAUCCCCAACGCUGGUCUAUUGUAACUGGGUACUUCGGUCUGUUUUAUAGGGGGAUUCCCACACACAGAAAUUGGGUAAAGAAGAUACGUUUUGCCCCAGGUAAAGGCAACCAGAAACUAACAGUUCUGUACAAUGACGGUGCCGAGGUGUGGGACACUAAAGAGGUAAGUGAAAAGGAGUAUCAUUUUGAUCUACACUUAAAAUGUGCUGCUGUAUAUGGACAGACCCCUGCAGUGAUCUGAGUGACCAGACCUACUUAGGAAGUGAGCAGGAAUUAGAUUUACUUAUUGCUAUGUCUCUCUACCUGAGCUGUAGACCAUUGGAAAAUAAUAUGGGAACAAUGCUUAGGUAAUGUUCUCAAUCUGAGCAUAUGUGGUUGGGAAGAACAGACAGAUGAAAUCAAGGCACUCAUUGCUCACUUUGAUCCAUUUCAACCUGCUUAAUGACAUAACAGCUUUCGGGAAUUGACUGAUUGUAGUUUCAAAAGUGGACACUGUACCUGACAUGACCAGGAAAAUAUUGUACUUCACCCGUGGUCAGAUUACGGUCUAAUGUGGUUGUUAAGCUUUCUUGACAGGAUGUCUUUUUGAGUGUCUGAAAUAUUGUUUAGAGCCUAUCGUUAAAGAGACACUUUAAAGAAACACUAUGGGGUCAGGAACCGUGUAUCCUGACCCUAUAGUGUUAUAAAACCCCGGCCUCCCUUGUCCCCUUAAAAAGGUAGAAAACUCGCCUUUUUUUCAGAUCCGCGCAGGUCUGCCGUAAACGUCCUUGCUAAGCACCUCUAGUGGCUGUCUCAGUGACUGCCACUGGAUGUGUCCGUAGCGAGUAAUUUUUUCCCCCUUUUCUCUGAAAAUGCCUGCAGGAACUGACUAUAUUCACCAUAACAACUACAUUAAGCUUGAGUUGUUCUGGUGACUAUAGUGUCCCUUUAACUACUGUUUAGGUUGGACGAAUUGGCGUGGACAUUGGAAGUGUUGAUUAUGCAUUGUCCAUACGCCUGAGAAAGGGGUUUCCUUAUACUGUAUAGAGAAUUGAUCGUUUUAAUGAUGUACAUGUAUUAGAUUUUUCAGGUACUAAUCAGCAUCUCUUAUCUACUAGAUUCAGAUGGUGAGCAGCCUGCGCACUGGGAGAAAUGUAAACUACCGUGUCCUAGAUGUUGAUUGGUGCUCAUCCGACAAAGUAAUCUUAGCUUGCGAUGACGGUUGUAUCAGAGUGUUGGAGAUGUCUUUGAAAUCUGCUUCCUUCCGGAUGGAUGAACAGGAACUCAUUGGUAACACUUGAGGGAGGAACAGGAACUCAUUGGUAACACUUGAGGGAGGAACAGGAACUCAUUGGUAACACUUGAGGGAGAGACAGGACAAUCGAUAAGACAGAUUGUAAAAAGCAAGAACACUAUAUGCAGUCAUCAUUUCACAUUAAAGCAAUGUUUGUAGCUUGUGAUUCUCCAGUAUUCAACUGGCGUUCUCCCCGGCACCCAGAGACAGGUCUGCUUCAUCAACAUUAAUUUCACUUUACAUUCAGCUGCCGUGGUUAUACUGCAUUAAUUGCUCCCUUUAAAGGGAUACUCCAGAAACCAUGAUCAUGUCAGUAUUUUGAAGUGAUCAUGGUGCAAGGACCCUGUAUGUGCAGUGUUUCAGUAAGAAAAGCUGCAAAUACAGAGAUAUUUAAUAUUGCUGACGGAGGUAUAACUCCACCUCUGGCAGCUUUCACUAGCCUACCUGGAAUGAGUUCUUGGCCGGCUAACAUUAAUCAUGUGCAAGUUCUGUGCACAGAGUUCAAUUCAUUGGAUCUGACCAUUUUCACCCAAUGAAUGAAUGGCAGAAUUGGCUAUGGCAGCUCUGUGAGGCUUGAUGACUGGCAGGACCCAGGUAAGGGGACAAUCUGUUUUUAAAACAGGUGUCCUUUACUGAGCAACACAUGAUCCAGGAGAUGCUUGAAGUAACCCUUUAAACCUUUAAACACAAUUACAUUUAUCUGGUUUUGGGUAGAAACACAUGUUGUUUGAUCAGGUGUAUUCUGUGCUUGUCUGCUUUGGAAUGGCUCGCACGGAAUGCAAAAGGCAGCACAGACAUGAAAUAGUAAAUAAGGCAUGUGACUAGUAAUAUUGUUCAUUGAUAUAAAUAUUCCAUAUGUCUGAAGGUUUUUUUUUUUUUUUGGGAACCAUUAUAAAAUAUUGAACCUAUUUUUUCUGCUGUUACUAAAUGUAAAAUUGGAGACUGUUUCCUAAACAUGUAUUAAAUAAUAUUUUGCUUGUUGUCCAUUGUAAUUUACAAUGUCAUUUAUUCUUGUUGUCAGAUCCUGUCUGGUGUCCAUACUUGCUGCUCCCGAAGGCAUCUUUAAUUCUUAAAGCCUUCCUGCUUCAUCAACCCUGGGGAGACAAAUGUUCCUUAAAUAUCACAGAUGUGUGAGUUGAUUUACAUCCGGCUCCUAUCAAGCAGCCGGUUAACAUGUUUUUAUAUGUAUGCAGUAUGCUUGAUUAUGCAGGUUCCAAUGUGUUGCCUUCAUCAAAACUGUUCACAAGUCUUGUUCUAGUCCCAUAACCGCUAAUGCCCCAUUCAAAAGCAUUUUGUAUUUUUUUUUUUUUCCCUUCUAGUGACUACCCAGAGCAUGAGGACAUGAAGGCUUUAAUCCAAGAACAAAUCAACUCUUUAUCCAAGUGAGUCCUAGUCACUUCUACUACUGUUGGCCCAAAACUAGAAAUCUGGUACAGUCUGGGGAGUUUGCAGAAUUUGCAAAGACUCCCGAGAUUGACAUCACCACUGGGGAUCUGGGGUAGGAAAAGGUGAGUUAUACUUACCUGAACUAGUCCCACACAGGAACCGCCAUCUUUUUCCACUGGGUCCCUUCGGCUCCUUUUCUUCAAGAGUGAAUGUCACUGCUGUACUCUUGCCCAUGCUUGAGACUACAGCAUUAAGGUCUGUGGAGGACCCAGUUAGACCAUGGGAUCUUACAUAGACAGAGCCAAUUCCCUGAAGCCAUCACUGGUGACAGCUGGGGGGUUAAAACAAAGUAAUCUCUUCCCUUUCAAAGGUAAUUUUAGUUUUAGGAAAAGCCAGAAGUUACAGGGUGCCAAAUCUUUAAACAGAUUCCUGACCAUCUUUGAUGCUUUUUUACCACACUUUUAUUUGUGCUACGAUUAUUGCAUCGUUCCCGAAAUCCUUCUGAAUCAUCCAAAUAGUUUCCGAGGAGGAAUGUUCAAGCUUAACGCAAAUUCGUUGCUCUACACGCUCAGUCAUUUUGAAUGCAACGAUCACACAGUACACAUGCUCACUCAAGUCGUCAUUGUUCAUGCAUGCGUAUUCCAGUUCCCUCUCCUUGGCUGCUAGGUUACAUCGAUGUUGCCUCGUAAUGAUUGAAAACAAGUUGGUAUUUACAAAAGUGUGGGACAGCUUAUAGACUCAAAACUUUGGUUUGUUAUUAGUUGCGUUAUCUUUUGUUAAAAUCUUCUCUUUUCAGCGACGUGAAGGAUUUGCUUUUGGACCCAGAGUUUACACUCUUGCAAAGGUGCCUGCUUGUUGCAAGGUUAGUUUGUAUUUAAUGAUCAUUAGUAUAUUUCACUUUUUCCAAACUAAAGCUAUUAAAGGAACAUUCCAGGAAUCUGUUAGUUUAUUAGUGAGAAAAACCAUACAUUUUAAAAUGUAACAAGAUUUCUAUGAUGAUUUUACUUUGAUUACACAGAUCUGCAAGGGCCAGAUCAUUGUUUGUUUGUUUUUUUGUUUUUUUUUGUAGUCAAUUCUGGUUUUAUUGUUUUCAAUAUGACAGGGAUUGGAGAAAUGUACUUCAGCCGUGUCAAGCACUUUCAUUCAUGAAAAGACAUGAAUGAUCGUGCUUGGCAAGAUAAUUAAAGCAGAGCGUUUCAUGCAUGCACGUUGAAAGUUGAUAUGGCUUAGCUCAUGAUGUAAGAACACUGUCUAGUUCCUCUCUUGUCAGGGGUAAGGUAUGUAACAUAGUGGGGAGUUAGGAAAAUAUUUCUCACUCGUCUUUAUGUUGCCCUAAUUGAUUUAUACAUCUGAAUGGUACAAAGGUUUUCAAGUAGCUGUAAUAAAAUGGAUACUCUCUUUUUAAUUCAUUUUUUUUCAGACUAUAUGGGGAUGAGUCCGAGCUGCAUUUCUGGACUAUAGCUGCACACUACUUGCAAGUGUUUCAACGUACGAGGCUUAGCAGCAGCACCACUCCAGCAAGCCCACUGGACAUUUGUUAUGACCUUUUGUGUGAGAAUGCAUAUUUUCAGGUAACACUGUGUGCGAAUGCAGGCAUUCCUUCCUAAAUCAUUCUCCUGCAUGCAGAUAUAGGAAACCUACAACGAAAUUAGCCAAAAACAAUCCUAAAAGCCAUCUAUAAUAAAAUACUUGGCUGUAUGGUUGUAUAGCAGUGACAGCUACCCCUUUAAGGAUCCUCCUGAUUAGCCUCUUUUACCUGUAAUAUACCAAACAACAUAUAAAUGGGGUUUCAGCUUAUCCUAUCUACCAUCUCUGGUGGGCUAGUAGAAUACCUUAGUGCUAUACUUAUGAGCCUUUACUGGUUUUAUUGUUGGCAAUCCCUGAGGAAGUCCAGGAUUGUUGGAUGAAACACGUAGUCCCUAGCACAGCCUUUUUAUAUAGUGUUUGGAAUAAAAGUGUUGCUUUUUUCACUAUCUUCACCCUGGUGUACCUGAGGGUUCCUGCAGCAAAUUGUGGCAUAAGGAGGUAUUCUCCUAGCCCACCGGGAUAUACCCGAGAUGCUUUAAAGCAUUAUUCACUUUAAAUAUUUUGUGAGUGCAACCAAUAAGCAUGCAAUAUUUUUGGUGUUGCAAUACUUCACUAUUAUUUGCUUUUUUUAAAAAAAAAUUUUUUUAUCUAGGAUAAACCAGAAUCCCAUUUAUAUGUUGCUUGGUAAAAUGCAGAUAUAGGAAUCUGGAUAUUUUAAAGUGUACUUAUCAUGGUACACAACACAUCUGUACAUUAUUCCAGCUAAAUUGCUAGGUAUCUAAAUAAGAUAUGGUCCCUCACUUGUCAGUGCAAAUACAGUGCAUGCACUCUAGCAAGAUUCAUCUAUAAAGGUUCCAAUUUCUAUCAAAAUCUGCACUUUUUGUAAGAGCUAGCUAGACUGCUUUAGGGGUCUGUAGUGUCCAUAUAAGAGCUUAUAUUUUCAAAGGUCUUCAUAGUUGACAUCAUUCACACAUCACACAGACACCAAACACUGCAAAAAAAGUUACACAUUUUUAUUGUUCGAGUGCUCCUAUAGCACCUAUACUAUUAUUAAUGCUGGAAGUGUGCAUGCACAAAACAUUUAUUCACUCCCAUGAUAACCUUUAGAUUAUUUAGCAGUUAUAGGACUUAGCCAUCAUUAUUUUAAAAUGCACUUUUUUUUGUUGGCAACGAGGGGAAAUUCAUGAUUUAUAAUAUUGAGCAAGCUGUCUCUAACUAAAUUGGAAACUUUUUUCUAGAUCAGCAAUUUUUUCUGGAAUUGCUUUGCCUAAAUUAGGAUUCUAAAGGGACACAAUAGUCACCAGAACAACUACAGCUUAUUGACUUUGUUCUGGUGAGUAGAAUCAUUACCUUCAGGCUUUCUGCUGUAAGCACUGUCUUUUCAGAGAAAAUGCAGUGUUUACAUUACAGCCUAGUGAUAACUUCACUGGCCACUCCUUAGAUGGCUGUUAGAGAUCCUUCCUGGGUCAUGGCUGCCUAAAAUGCAUGCAGACACUGAACUUUCCUCAUAGAGAUUCAUUGAUUCAAUUCAUCUCUAGGAGGAAAUACUGAUUGGCCAGGGCUGUGUUUGAAUCAUGCUGGCUCUGCCCCUGGUCUGCCUCUUUGGCAAUUUCAGCCAAUCCUAUGGGGAAGCAUUGUGAUUGGAUCAGGCUACCACUUCUGAUGAUGUCAGCAGACUGCUUGUUUUUCUGAGUCUAACAGCAUGCAGAGUUACAGCUUCAGGCUUGAAUACAGUAAGAUCUUUACUAUAUUUAUGGAGGCAUGAGGGGCCCAGGGGGGCUGGAUGGUGGUUUUAACACUAUAGGGUCAGGAAUACAUGUUUGUGUUCCUGACCCUAUAGUGAUCCUUUAAUAAUCUAGUUUUCAGUGUUUAAUAGUGGUGAUCAGUGCCUUUAAGAUACUGUUUGUUAGCUGUUAAUUAUUCCUUUACAGGCACCAAAACAAUUUUAGCUUAAUGAAGCGGUUUUGGUGUAUAGAUCAUACCCUUGCAGUUUCUUUGAUGCCUGCAGUAUCCCUUUAAGUGAAUAUCUUGUUAUUAUCACAUAUGCACUAAAAGCUGACCCAGAACCUUUAAAGCAAGCAUGUCAAACUCAAAGGCUAGCAAGGGCCAAAUAAACAAGGUUUAAGUUUGUCCCACAAAAAAACAAACGUAAAUUUUCACCCCCUCUACUAAACUCCAGCCCCCCCCAAUCUACUAAAUCCUUGCCCCCCGCUCGUCUACUAUAUCCCAGUCCCCCCGUCUACUAAACCCCUGCCCCUGUUAAAAAAAUAAUUUUAAAAAACAGCCAACAAGCAGUGCCUGGAGUCCGGCCUCUGGCAUACUCCCCAAUGGCCCCAUCCGCACCUUUAAAAAAAAAAAAAAAAGCAGAUUCCUCCCGUAACUCCUUGAAACCCUCACACACACUCACUGACAAACACACAGACUUACUGAUAGCCAGGCACCUAUACACACACAGACUGUCAUCCACUUAGACAUACACACAGACUGGGUUGGUUUCUUACCUGGGGUCUAGUGGGGCUGCUGGGCAGACAGGCAGUGAGAGAGCGCGGAGUGUAAGCGCUCCCUCGUGCGCUGCAGUGAUGCCGGGAGCCGGAGUGAUGUUAUAUUCCGGCUCCUGGCAUCACUGCGGGGAGCUGAGCAGGGAGAGCUUACACUCGGAUAUCCCUUGCAGCGGCUCAUGGGCCGCAUAAAUAAUAGUUUGACAUGGCUGCAUUAAAGGGAAACUAUAGUGCCAGGAAAACAAAGUUGUUUUCCUGGAACUUGAGCUUAGCUCCCUAUAGUGCCCUCCUCCCUCAUCUGGUAGAUAACCACUAGAGGUGGAGUUAACCCUCAAAGGUAAUUAUUGCCGUUUAUUAAAAGCUACAAUAAUGAAGUGUUCUUGCAUGGCAAGACCACUUACUAUUAUCUCACAUAUAUAUUAUUCUUAUUAUUAUAACCAAAUUUGCCACCCUAACUCCUCCCACAGUUUUUAUACUACAUAGACAGUAAUAUACCGAAACGUGCGGAUUGUUCCCGAUCGGUGUGCUAUUACUUUGUGGAACGUUUCGCCUAAUGGUUCACAAAAUAUCGUCGUUUUUGUGGCAAAAUUGGUCCCAUAGGAAUGAAUAGCAGAAUGUUCAAAACUAGAGUGGGAGCUGACAAAAGCUAGAGUGUGAGCUGAAAAAUCAGGACAUGGUUUCUAAACUGCCACCACUCCCUCAUUUUCAAGCCCACCUACACAAAUCUUAUAUCAGAACGUUCAGCUAUCCCUGCUGCCAUAGUCCUGAUAGUUUUCACAAUAUGACCAUUUGUUUGCAACUCACGCCGUCCAUUGACAUUCAUUAAAACUCCACUCUAGCCACCUCAAAUUUGAAGGGCAAUUUCUAAACUGCGACUGUGCCUUCAUUUUUAUUACUAUGCAUCAAAAAUGUAGGUCUGGGUCUUGUGAUUCCCACAAUAUAAAGCUCUUCACUGUAGGCUUUAUAGUUUUUAAAAUACGACCAUUUGAAGAUGGCAACCGCCAGUGAAGUGAGCAAUUUGGAGCAGUUUGUUUUUAACCGCUCUUCUCUGCCCUAUUUGAAAUCUAUUGGUUCCUGCUGGCAGUGGGUGGAAUGUUCGAGGGAUUUGAAAGAUUUGAAAGCUCUUCUCUGCCCUUGCUGUAGAGUGAGUGAACCACACUCCAACCUUUCCACAGUUACUCCAGCCACUUCAACCACACAACAAUUACUCAAGCCACUCCACCCAGUUACUCCGCCCACUCCAGUUGUAGACUACUGGUGGAGGCAAGAACAUUUCACACAAUUUCCCCAGAAAUUGUAGCUUUUCUAGUUACUUUUGCAGGAUUAAGGGUUCUGGGCCUAUGCACCCAGACCACUUCAAUGAGCAACAAAUCUAUGGAUUAUAUGUUAUACUGACUAAACUCGUAUAUGUAUAAGACUAUAGUAAAGUAAAUGAAUCAUCGUAGCCCCUGCAGUAAUAUGUAACUUAUGAUGAAAAAUGAUCUGUGAUCCAUUUUUUAUUUAUUAAAGGACAACGGUCAUAUCUUUUCGUGUGUUUUUUUUUUUUUUAAGUUUAUUACAUUUAUUAAAAUUUGAUUUAAAAAAAAAAAAAAGUUUCUUUAUUUUUGUUGUGCAGUGAAAAACAAUACAUAGUUAAAC
Molecule: messenger RNA, 45622 nt
Organism: Pelobates cultripes (western spadefoot toad)
Lineage: Eukaryota; Metazoa; Chordata; Amphibia; Anura; Pelobatidae
Source: the annotation of a GenBank genome assembly